Messenger RNA from Coregonus sp. 'balchen', 58987 nucleotides. The record is from the annotation of a GenBank genome assembly. Lineage: Eukaryota; Metazoa; Chordata; Actinopteri; Salmoniformes; Salmonidae.
GACAAAGAAAAGCCUCUGACUUUGUUGUUGUCCCCCAAACAGACCCAGGUAGGAGGAAAGAAGAACAGUGUAAUCCUCCAGAAGCUGCUGCCUGACACUCCCUACUCUGUCACCGUGGCAGCUAUCUACCCCAGCGGAGAGGCCAAAGACAUCUCAGGCCAAGGAAAGACCAGUAAGUGGCCCUGACAACAGGAACUCUGGAACCACCAGACCUAUAAAAGACCAGAAACCACCUACAACAUUCUCCUAAUAGAUGUAUAAUUUUAGAGUACAACCAAUGAAGCAGAUAACUCUUUUGUACAGUAUUUUGAUUUCAGUUCACUCAAUGUAAAGUAAAAUGUUUAAAACCCCAUAUUAAAGCACUGUAUGGUUUAAUCCAGAGCCUCUUGGUGGAGUGAAGAACCUGCAGGUGACCAACCCCACCAUGACCACCCUGAAUGUAAAAUGGGAGGCGGCCGACGGGAAAGUGAAAGAAUACAAAGUCAUCUAUGUACCUGCUGCUGGUGGAGAUGAGAGCAUGGUAGGACUGGCAGGAAGUCUCUCAGCUUACUGUUGGCUGACUGUGUAAAAAAAUAUUCCAACAAUUCACAUCCCAAAAUUAAAUGAGAAAUAGCGUAUUAAUGUAUUGUUUGAAGUUGUUUGUUUUAUGAAUCACACAAUAUGGCAAACAACUAUCUUCAGUCAAACAGAGUUGUAUAGGCAUGUUGGUAGUAGGCAGACGUUAAUAGUUGUGAUGUGUUUGUGUAAUGUAAAGGAGACUGUAGCUGCCACUGCCACCACCACUGUUCUGAAAGGCCUCCUUCCAGACACCCUCUACACCGUCUCACUGGUGCCUGUCUACGAAGUGAGAGAUGGACAGAAACAGUCUGAAAACGGAAAGACAAGUAAGACUGUCUGACAGCUAAGUCUAAAGAUCUUUAAAGAUCUUCUAAAGAUCACUUAUUAAGUGAUCUUUUCAGGGACUGACUAAUGGCCUUCUUAAAAGACAUUAGUUAAAUCAGUAUAAAGUUUCAGGGACUGACUAAUGGCCUUCUUAAAAGACAUUAGUUAAAUCAGUAUAAAGUUUCAGGGACUGACUAAUGGCCUUCUUAAAAGCUGAUUUAUGGAGUAAUCCAUAAAUCCAUAAAUAACCACCAAUGCAGAGGAUACCUCUCCAUUGUCUGUAUUUAAACUUCAUACAGACUCCUUGCAAUGCUAUGUUCAAUCAGUAUAAAGUUUCAGGGACUGAAUAAUGGCCUUCUUAAAAGACAUUAGUUCCAUCAAUGGAGAGGAUAACUCUUUAUUGCUGGAUUUGAACUUCAUACAAACUCCAUAAGUUAACAUAAGAUAAUAUAGCAAUUUAUUAAGUACUUUGAGAUAGUAAUUUAAUAAGUACUGUCAAUCAGUAUAAAGUUAUAUUAUUAUAUCCCUGGUUGGUGUGUCCAGAGCCUCUUGAUGGAGUGAAGAACCUGCAGGUAACCAACCCCACCAUGGUCACGCUGAAUGUGAAAUGGGAGGCGGCCGAGGGGAAAGUGAAAGAGUACAAAGUCAUCUAUGUGCCUGCUGCCGGUGGAGCUGAGAGCAUGGUAGGACUGGUAACUGACAGUGUAGAAAGUGUGGUUACUUUCAAGGGUAUGAGUACCAUUGUACUCAUAAUCCUUAUACACUCCUGUUUGACGGAAUAUAGUUGCUUGUCAUAUUUUGUGAUUUAUAUAACAUUAGUUAUUGUUAAGUUGGGAGUGGGCAGGUGUUAAUAGUUGUAUUGUGCACGUGUAAUGUAAGGAGACUGUGGCUGGGACCAACACCGUUCUGAAGGGCCUCACACCAGACACCAUCUACACCGUUUCAGUGGUGCCUGUCUACAACGUGGGAGACGGCAAGAAAAUGUCUGAGAACGGAAAGACAAGUAAGACAGGCUGACAUUGGGAUGAGGGACGGAGAAAUUGAUCAUUUCAGAGUAUCAUCAAUAGUGAGGAUAGCUCUUCAUUAGUGGAUUUUAAUUCCAUGCAAUACCAAGUUCAAUCAGUGAAAGUGACAGCCCCAUAUUUAAGCCUUGUUUGGUACAGCUUUAAUAUAGCUGUCAAAAUUCAAUUUUGAAAACAGCUAUAUGCAUUCAUAUUGAAUCAGUUCGACUCAGUAACGGCUUGAGGAUAUUGACGCCAUUUACUUGGAGUGAUGUUGAUGUGUCUUCUUCCUCAGGGCCUCUUGGUGGAGUGAAGAACCUGCAGGUGAUCAACCCCACCAUGACCACCCUGAACGUGCGCUGGGAGCCAGCCGACGGGAAAGUCAAAGAGUACAAAGUCUUCUAUGUACCUGCUGCCGGUGGAGCUGCUGAGGCAAUGGUAGGAUUCUGCUGUAGCUGACAGUGUAGAAAGUGUUGUUUCCACAUUGUGUGCCAUAAAAUUAAUUGUGGGUGUGUUGGGAGUGGACAGAGGUUAAUAGUUUGGUUGUGUUUGUAUAAUCUUUAGGAAACUGUAGCUGCCACUGCCACCAGUACUGUCUUGAGAGGCCUCCUGACAGACACCCUCUACACUGUCUCACUGGUGCCUGUCUUCGCAGAGACAGAGGGCAGGAGGCAGUCUGAGAACGGAAAGACAAGUAAGACUGGCUGACAUCGAAGCAAUCAUUCCAAUACGCACUUCCAUGUUCGCAGUACGCCUCAGAUGCCAGACCAAGCAUAACUUCCAUGAAUUGCAUAAAUUGUCAUUAGUACCCACUGUAUAGUGUGUAUUUGUAUUCACUUUUUGUAUUGUCCUUUUAAGAGAACUAAGUCUGUACGGUAUGGAAGUGUAGAAUGUCAUUGCUGCCACAAAAUAACCAUUUUCUUUCUUUUUUUUGGUAGCAAUAACCUUUUGUAAACUGAGUUUGCAAUGUAAGAUGAUUAUCAAUGAGAUAAGAGAGUUCUACUGGACAUAGAACAGGUUUUCUAUAUUUUGUUGUUUUCCUCACCAGGACCGUUGGGUGGAGUGAAAAACCUGAAGGUGACUGAACCCACCAUGACUUCUCUGAAGGUGGACUGGGACCCAGCGGACGGAGCUGUGCGUCAGUACAAGAUCUUCUUUGCCCCUGUGGCUGGAGGAACACCAGAGGAAAUGGUAGGUCUCUUUCACCUUAUGACCUCAUAAAUAGCCUUAAGCUAAUACACUUCGAUAAAGCAUUUAAUCUGUAAUCAGUCAUCUAAUUAAAAUCACUUUCCACCUGCUUGUAAACAGGAGCAAGUACCUGGAAGCACCACCACAAUCGUUCUGAGGAACCUCAAGCCUGACACACCUUACACAAUAUCAGUGCUACCUAUCUACCCCGUCAGAGAGGGGAAACGGCAGGCUGAGAAUGGAAAGACACGUAAGUAGCAAUGUCAAAUGAAGUGGUACUAUGCAAUCUCGAAAAGUGAUUUCAAAUCAAAUCAAAUCAAAUGUUAUUUGCCACAUGCGCCGAACACAACAGGUGUAGACAUUACAGUGAAAUGCUUACUUACAAUCCCUUAACCAACAAUGCAAAGUAAAACAAAUAAAAAAAGUGUUAAGCAAAAAAAAUAAAAGCAAAUAACUAAAGAGCAAAAGUAAAAUAAAAUAACAGUAGAGAGGCUAUAUACAGGGGGGUACCGGUGCAGAGUCAAUGUGGGGGGGCACCGGCUAGUCGAGGUAAUUGAGGUAAUAUGUACAUGUGGGUAGAGUUAAAGUGACUAUGCAUAAAUAAUAAACAGAGUAGUAGCAGAGUAAAAAGGGGGACGGGGUGGGGGUGGGGGGGCAGUGCAAAUUGUCCGGGUAGCCAUGAUUAGCUGUUCAGGAGUCUUAUGGCUUGGGGGUAGAAGCUGUUGAGAAGCCUUUUGGAACUAGACUUGGCACUCCGGUACCGCUUGCCGUGCGGUAGCAGAGAGAACAGUCUAUGACUAGGGUGGCUUGACAAUUUUGAGGGCCUUCCUCUGACACCGCCUGGUAUAGAGGUCCUGGAUGGCAGGAAGCUUGGCCCCAGUGAUGUACUGGGCCGUACGCACUACCCUCUGUAGUGCCUUGCGGUCGGAGGCCGAGCAGUUGCCAUACCAGGCGGUGAUGCAACCAGUCAGGAUGCUCUCGAUGGUGCAGCUGUAUAACUUUUAGAGGAGCUGAGGACCCAUGCCAAAUCUUUUCAGUCUCCUGAGGGGGAAUAGGCUUUGUCGUUCCCUCUUCACGACUGUCUUGGUGUGCUUGGACCAUGAUAGUUUGUUGGUGAUGUGGACACCAAGGAACUUGAAGCUCUUAACCUGUUCCACUACAGCCCCAUCGAUGAGAAUGGGGGCGUGCUCAGUCCUCUUUUUUUUUCUGCAGUCCACAAUCAUCUCCUUUGUUUUGAUCACGUUGAGGUAGAGGUUGUUAUCCUGGCACCACACGGCCAGGUCUCUGACCUCCUCCCUAUAGGCUGUUUCGUCGUUGUCAGUGAUCAGGCCUACCACUGUUGUGUCGUCUGCAAACUUAAUGAUGGUGUUGGAGUCGUGCCUGGCCAUGCAGUCAUGGGUGAACAGGGAGUACAGGAGGGGACUGAGCACGCACCCCUGAGGGGCCCCCGUGUUGAGGAUCAGCGUGGCAGAUGUGUUGUUACCUACCCUUACCACCUGGGGGCGGCCCGUCAGGAUGUCCAGGAUCCAGUUGCAGGGGGAGGUGUUUAGUCCCAGGAUCCUUAGCUUAGUGAUGAGCUUUGAGGGCACUAUGGUGUUGAACGCUGAGCUGUAGUCAAUGAAUAGCAUUCUCACAUAGGUGUUCCUCUUGUCCAGGUGGAAAGGGCAGUGUGGAGUGCAAUAGAGAUUGCAUCAUCUGUGGAUUUAUUUUUAUUUUUAUUUAACCUUUAUUUAACCAGGUAAACCAGUUGAGAACAAGUUCUCAUUUACAACUGUGACCUGGCCAAGAUAAAGCAAAGCAGUGCGAUAAAAACAACAACACAGAGUUACAUAUGGGGUAAAACAAAACAAAGUCAAAAAUACAACAGAAAUACAUAUAAUAUACAGUGUGCAAAUUUAGCAAGUUAUGGAGGUAAGGCAAUAAAAUAGGCUAUAGUGCAAAAUAGUUACAAUUUAGUAUUAACACUGGAAUGAUGUGCAAGAGAUGAUGUGCAAAUAGAGAUACUGGGGUACAAAUGAGCAAAAUAAAUAACAAUGUAGGGAUGAGGUAGUUGGGCGGGCUAAUUUCAGAUGGGCUGUGUACAGGUGCAGUGAUCGGUAAGGUGCUCUGACAACUGAUGCUUAAAGUUAGUGAGGGAGAUAAGUGUCUCCAGCUUCAGAGAUUUUUGCAAUUUGUUCCAGUCAUUGGCAGCAGAGAACUGGAAGGAAUUGCGGCCAAAGGAGGUGUUGGCUUUGGGGAUGACCAGUGAGAUAUACCCGCUGGAGCGCAGACUACGGGUGGGUGUUGCUAUGGUGACCAAUGAGCUAAGAUAAGGCAGGGGAUUUGCCUAGCAGUGAUUUAUAGAUGGCCUGGAGCCAGUGGGUUUGGCGACGAAUAUGUAGUGAGGACCAGCCAACAAGAGCGUACAGGUCACAGUGGUGGGUAUUAUAUGGGGCUUUGGAGACAAAACGGAUGGCACUGUGAUAGACAACAUCCAAUUUGCUGAGUAGAGUGUUGGAGGCUAUUUUGUAAAUGACAUCGCCGAAGUCAAGGAUCGGUAGGAUAGUCAGUUUUACGAGGGCAUGUUUGGCAGCAUGAGUGAAGGAGGCUUUGUUGCGAAAUAGGAAACCGAUUCUAGAUUUAACUUUGGAUUGGAGAUUCUUAAUGUGAGUCUGGAAGGAGAGUUUACAGUCUAACCAGACACCUAGAUAUUUGUAGUUGUCCACAUACUCUAGGUCAGACCCGUCUAGAGUAGUGAUUCUAGUCGGGAGGGCGGGUGCAAGCAGCGUUCGGUUGAAGAGCAUGCAUUUAGUUUUACUAGUGUUUAAGAGCAGUUGGAGGCUACUGAAGGAGUGUUGUAUGGAAUUGAAGCUCGUUUGGAGGUUUGUUAACACAGUGUCCAAUGAAGGGCCAGAUGUAUACAAAAUGGUGUCGUCUGCGUAGAGGUGGAUCUGAGAGUCACCAGCAGCAAGAGCGACGUCAUUGAUAUACACAGAGAAAAGAGUUGGCCCAAGAAUUGAACCCUGUGGCACCCCCAUAGAGACUGCCAUAGGUCCAGACAACAGGCCCUCCGAUUUGACACAUUGAACUCUAUCUGAGAAGUAGUUGGUGAACCAGGCGAGGCAGUCAUUUGAGAAACCAAGGCUAUUUAGUCUGCCAAUAAGAAUGCGGUGGUUGACAGAGUCGAAAGCCUUGGCCAGGUCAAUGAAAACGGCUGCACAGUACUGUCUAUUAUCGAUCGCGGUUAUAAUAUCGUUUAGGACCUUGAGCGUGGCUGAAGUGCACCCAUGACCAGCUCGGAAACCGGAUUGCAUAGCGGAGAAGGUACGGUGGGAUUCGAAAUGGUCGGUGAUCUGUUUGUUGACUAGGCUUUCAAAAACUUUUGAAAGGCAGGGCAGGAUGGAUAUGGGUCUGUAACAGUUUGGAUCUAGAGUGUCACCCCCUUUGAAGAGGGGGAUGACCGCGGCAGCUUUCCAAUCUCUGGGGAUCUCAGACGUUACGAAAGAGAGGUUGAACAGGCUAGUAAUAGGGGUUGCGACAAUUUCGGCGGCUAGUUUUAGAAAGAAAGGGUCCAGAUUGUCUAGCCCAGAUGAUUUGUAGGGGUCCAGAUUUUGCAGCUCUUUUAGAACAUCAGCUGUCUGGAUUUGUGUGAAGGAGAAGCGGGGGGGGGGGCAUGGGCAAGUUGCAACGGAGGGUGCAGAGCUGGUGGCCGGGGUAGUGGUAGCCAGGUGGAAAGCAUGGCCAGCCGUAGCAAAAUGCUUGUUGAAAUUCUCGAUUAUUGUAGAUUUAUCGGUGGUGAUAGUGUUUCCUAGCCUCAGUGCAGUGGGCAGCUGGGAGGAAGUGCUCUUAUUUUCCAUGGACUUUACAGUGUCCCAAAACUUUUUGGAGUUAGUGCUACAGGAUGCAAAUUUCUGUUUGAAAAAGAUAGCCUUUGCUUUCCUAACUGCUUGUGUAUAUUGGUUCCUAACUUCCCUGAAAAGUUGCAUAUCGCGGGGGCUAUUUGAUGCUAAUGCAGUACACCACAGGAUGUUUUUGUGCUGGUCAAGGGCAGUCAAGUCUGAGGAGAACCAGGGGCUAUAUCUGUUCUUAGUUCUGUAUUUUUUGAAUGGGGCAUGUCUAUUUAAGAUUGAGAGGAAAUUAUUUUUAAAGGACAACCAGGCAUCCUCUACUGACGGAAUGAGAUCUAUAUCCAUCCAGGAUACCUGGGCCAGGUCAAUUAGGAAGGCCUGCUCGCUGAAGUGUUUUUGGGAGCGUUUGACAGUGAUGAGGGGUGGUCGUUUGACCGCUGACCCGUUACGGACGCAGGCAAUAAGGCAGUGAUCGCUGAGAUCCUGGUUGAAGACAGCGGAGGUGUAUUUAGAGGGUAAGUUAGUCAGGAUGAUAUCUAUGAGGGUACCCAUGUUUACGGAUUUAGGGUUGUACCUGGUAGGUUCGUUGAUAAUUUGUGUGAGAUUGAGGGCAUCUAGUUUAGAUUGUAGGAUGGCCGGGGUGUUAAGCAUAUCCCAAUUUAGGUCACCAAGCAGUACGAACUCUGAGGAUAGAUGGGGGGCAAUCAAUUCACAUAUGGUGUCCAGGGCACAGCUGGGGGCUGAGUGGGGUCUGUAGCAAGCGGCAACAGUGAGAGAUUUAUUUCUGGAAAGGUGGAUUUUUAGAAGUAGAAGCUCAAACUGUUUGGGCACAGACCUGGAUAGUAUGAUGGAGCUCUGCAGGCUAUCUCUACAGUAGAUUGCAACUCCACCCCCUUUGGCAGUUCUAUCUAGACGGAAAAUGUUAUAGUUGGGGAUGGAAAUUUCAGAAUUUUUGGUGGCCUUCCUAAGCCAGGAUUCAGACACUGCUAGAACAUCAGGGUUGGCGGAGUGUGCUAACGCAGUGAAUAACUCAAACUUAGGAAGGAGGCUUCUGAUAUUUAUGUGCAGAAAACCAAGACUUUUACGGUUACAGAAGUCAACAAAUGAUAGCUCCUGGGGAGUAGGAGUGAUACUGGGGGCUGCAGGGCCUGGGUUAGCCUCUACAUCACCAGAGGAACAGAGGAGGACUAGAAUAAGGAUAUGACUAAAGGCUUUAAGAACUGGUCUUCUAGUGCGUUGGGUACAUAGAAUAAAGGGGUCAGUUCUCCGGGCGUUGUAGAAAAGAUUCAGGGCAUUAUGUACAGAAAAGGAUAUGGAAGGAUAUGAGUACAGUUCAGGUAACCCUAAGCGUUGGGUAACAAUGAAAGAGAUAGCAUCAUUGGAGGCAUCGAUUGAGCUGGUCUCGGCGUGUAUGGGGGGAGGAACAAAGGAACUAUAUGAGGCAGUUUGAGAGGGACUAGGGGUUCUACAUUGAAAUUGUAUAAUGAGAACUAACCCAAACAGCAAUAGGCAAGGCAUAAUUGACAUGGGAGAGAGGCAUAAAGCAGUCACAUGUGUUAUUAGAGAGAGCUAAGACACAACUGGAAAUAGCGAUAACGUUUGGGCUAAGACUAAACAGAAUAAACAGGACAGGGUACCGUGUAAAGGAACAGUCCAGCAGGCAUCAGCUGUGAGUCCGAGAGCAGUUCAAAUUGGUGCUUCAGCACAGCUAGCAGGGAGCACAGUUGUAGUUUGCGUGUGCUAGCGGGCCGGGGCUGGCAGAUGGAUCUUCGUGGUCGUCGCAACGGGAAGCCUGUUGAAACCACAUCAGACUAUUUCGUCGGCAAACCAGUCGUGUUGGAUCGGCGGGGCUCAGUGUCAACACUAGGAGGUCCCGUCCGGUUGACAGAGAGGUAGAUAGCCGGGAGAUGGGCCUGAGGCUAGCUCAAGGCUAACUGGUGCUUGCUAUAGGGCAAUGGUAAUGGUAAUCAGCCAACAACAGGUUGCAGCUAGCUAGCUGGUUGUGAUGAUCCGGCGCUAGGGUCCAGUGAUUGCGGCAGAAAGUCCAAUAAGCUCUGGGUCGAUAGCACGCUGGGUCGAUAGCACGCUGUGCAGACUGGCCGACGAAUUGUCCAGGCUAGAGCUAGAGCUGGCUGGUGGAUAGUGUAGGCCACGGACAAUGGUGAAGACGCUAACGGUGACUAAUAACAGGUAGCCACUAUUUUCAGCUUACGGUUCUUGAUGAAAGUUAUAAAGAAAUAAUAGAAUCCUUUCCACGUUGGGUGAGGCGGGUUGCAGGAAAGUAUAUUUAGUUAAAGAAUGAAAGUAAAAAAUUGAGAAAUAUAGACAAAAAAACAAGAAACGGGAUAUUUACACAGGACGAAAAAUUAAAGCGACCGCACUGCUACGCCAUCUUGGUGUUAAAUUUUGUAUCUGUUUGUAUCUGUUGGGGCGGUAUGCAAAUUGGAGUGGGUCUAGGGUUUCCUGGGAUUCUGGGAUAAUGGUGUUGAUGUGAGCCAUGACCAGCCUUUCAAAGCACUUCAUGGCUACAGACGUGAGUGCUACGGGUCGGUAGUCAUUUAGGCAGGUUAUCUUAGUGUCCUUGGGCACAGGGACUAUGGUGGUCUGCUUGAAACAUGUUGGUAUUACAGACUCAGUCAGGGACAUGUUGAAAAUGUCAGUGAAGACACUUGCCAGUUGGUCAGCACAUGCUCGGAGUACACGUCCUGGUAAUCCGUCUGGCCCUGCGGCCUUGUGAAUGUUGACCUGCUUAAAAGUCUUACUCACAUCGGCUACAGAGAGCAUGAUCACAUAGUCAUCCGGAACAGCUGGUGCUCUCAUGCAUGCUUCAGUGUUGCUUGCCUCGAAGCGAGCAUAGAAGUGAUUUAGCUCGUCUGGUAGGCUUGUGUCACUGGGCAGCUCGCGGCUGUGCUUCCCUUUGUAGUUUGUAAUAGUUUUCAAGCCCUGCCACAUCCGACGAGCGUCAGAGUCUUUGUAGUACGAUUCAGUCUUAGUCCUGUAUUGACUCUUUGCCUGUUUGAUGGUUCGUCGGAGGGCAAAGCAAGAUUUAUUGUAAGCGUCCGGGUUAGAGUCCCGCUCCUUGAAAGCUGCAGCUCUAGCCUUUAGCUCAGUGCGGAUGUUGCCUGUAAUCCAUGGCUUCUGGUUGGGGUAUGCACGUACGGUCACUGUGGGGACGACGUCAUCGAUGCACUUAUUGAUGAAGCCAGUGACUGAUGUGGCGUACUCCUCAAUGCUAUCUGAAGGAUCCCGGAACAUAUUCCAGUCUGUGCUAGCAAAACAGUCCUGUAGCUUAGCAUCUGCGUCAUCUGACCACUUUUUUAUUAACCAAGUCACUGGUGCUUCCUGCUUUAGUUUUUGCUUAUAAGCAGGAAUCAGGAGGAUAGAGUUAUGGUCAGAUUUGCCAAAUGGAGGGCGAGGGAGAGCUUUGUAUGCGUCUCUGUGUGUGGAGUAAAGGUGGUCUAGAGUUUUUCUUCCUCUGGUUGCACAUUUAACAUGCUGGUAGAAAUUAGGUAGAAUGGAUUUAAGUUUCCUUGCAUUAAAGUCCCCGGCCACUAGGAGCGCUGCCUCUGGAUGAGCGUUUUCCUGUUUAGUUAUGGCCUUAUACAACUCAUUGAGUGCAGUCUUAGUGCCAGCAUUGGUUUGUGGUGGUAUAUAGACAGCUACGAAAAAUAUAGUUGAAAACUCUCUUGGUAAAUAGUGUGGUCUACAGCUUAUCAUGAGAUACUCUACCUCAGGCGAGCAAAACCUUGGGAACAUUGGAAAUAUAAACAGAGAAACAUAAAAUAAUGGUUUACUUGAUUUCCCCCAAUAAUCACAUAAUCAUAAUACCAUACUUAAAGUCAUGUUAUUUUUUUCCCCAGUGCCUUUGGGUGGAGUGACCAAUCUGCAGGUCACCAACCCUACCCACACCACCCUCACCGCCAGCUGGGACGCGGCCGACGGCAACGUGCAGGGCUACAAAGUAAUCUACACUCCCGUCGCAGGAGGCCUUGAGAUCAUUGUGAGUAUUCUACUGUACUGUUAACCACACUGCCUCUCCAUUGGCCUAUUACUCAACACUGACACGUGAUGUGACAUUUGUGCCAGCCUAACACAAUGGCUUCCAAUCCUGUGGGAAGAAAGAAUUGUGUUUCAUUCCAUGCCGUACUUUGUGGAGUGGGGAUUUCGUCAGCCCGACUUGAGAAGUUAGCGUUGAGGAGUGAACGUUAAGGACUUAGCGUUAGCGGUUAGCCUGCUGUGGUAAGCAUGAUGAGAGGCAGCAGCAAAGUGUCAUGCCGCCGUGCUGUUGUAGCCUAGCGGUGAUGGAGUUCAGGCUGGGUGGGCGCUAACAGACUGUGAAAUAGCUCUGUGAUCACAACUAUAAUGCAAUUGACUUUUUGGUUUCGCCCACUUAUGUGGAACAAGAAAGUAUUGUUUGGUUAAUCUGUUUAGAAUUGGCCUGUUCCGUGUGGUGCAUGCCAUAGCUUUCACUCUCAAUCAAACCUCCCAUCAAAAUAAACUCCACAUAAGGGUGAGAUAAAUUGGAGCAGUAGAAGUGUAGUUCAUGUAGUAUUACAGACCACAGAACAACUGUGGUACAUGAGCCUUAUCUUGUGGAUCUGGUGUAUGAGAUACCAUCUGCAUCCAAAAUGGCAACCUAUUCCUUAUAUAAUGCACUACUUUUAACCAGCUCAGGUCCAAAGUAGUGCUCUAUGUGAGGAAUAGGGUGUCCUUUGGGAUGCAGCCAUAGUGUUCCAGUAUGUCUGUUGGAGCUGCUGUUGGUGUGACACCAUCUAUCUCUACUUUGUAGGAGCAAGUCUCAGAGAGCACAACCACCACAGUUCUGAAGAGCCUCUCACCUAACACACAAUACACAGUCACUGUGCUGCCAGUGUACCCCGAGGGAGAUGGUCAGACCCAGGCCAAGGAUGGAACAACAAGUGAGUAACGACGACUUAUACCACAGCAUUGUUGAAUACAAUAGCUUUCUGUAACUUUGUAGCUAGUACGGCCUGCAUAUGUAGCAAGAACGGCCUGCAUAUUGCAUCAUGAUUGCAAUGUGUCCAGAUAUCUUUUCCAACUGUCCCGAUAUCUUUUCCAACUGUCCCGAUAUAUUUUCCAACUGUCCCAUUAUCUGGUUUUAAUGUCCAUUCUAGAAUGCCCUUCCAGCCAAUCAGAAGGGCAUUCCAGAAUGGAAGGACAUUCUAGAAUGGACAUUAAAACCAGAUAACGGGACAGUUGGAAAAGAUAUCGGGACACCUUGCAAUCAUGAUGCAAUAUGCACCUACAUAUGCAGACCGUACUUGCUACAAAGUUACAGAAAGCUAAACCAACAACCACACAAACUGAAAUUGGAUACAUUGUAAACGCAGGUCCAACGAGGAAAAAAACUUAGCUAGCACAGAUUUGUUUAUGCAGAGACAUAUUUUCUUGGAGCAUCUGAUGACCUAACGUAGUGAGUGAUGAACAUUAAUUUCUCUUGUCCCCUCCGCCGCUAUGCUGCAAAUCCUCCCACAUGUUCUAGUUUGACCAGCUGUUUUUAGCAACUGAUAUUUUUUUAUUCAGUUGACACAUUCGCAGGUUUGCUAGCGACAAACUAUUUAGCUAGCUUCUAACCUAGUGUUUGAUAUGCAAUGCGAUCUCCUUAAUUAACAGUCAGUGUCGACGAGUGACCUGACGAGAAGGCAAACUUGCAAGGGGUUCCGAUAUCUUUUCCAACUGUCCCGAUAUCUUUUCCAACUGUCCCGUUAUCUGGUUUUAUAUAAACAGGUGGGUCUAAUCCUGGAUGGUUAAAACUGCGUUCCUGCUGGUGUCUAUUCAACAAGUUACCACAGGCUAAGGCUAUGAUGUUAAAAUGCCUAUUUACUCUGUUCCAUCUCACUGCACAAUCCACUGUCUCAUCAUCCCAGCCAGGCAAUUUAUAAACUUGAUCUCCACAUUAUGUCCCAGUUAUUUUAGACUAGCAUUUGGUUUUCAACAGCAGAGAUUUGUAUUAACCUUGCUGCCUGUCCCUCCAAUAUUUGCAACAUUGUUUCAAUAUUGAAAUUCGAUCUCCAGCUGUCCAAUAGUAAUGAAUGUGUCGGGAGUCGGGACGAGACAGACAGCCUGGCCGCUUUUCUCAGCCAGUUGAAUCAGCAUAAUUUGUAUGGAUAUAUUGUAUACAAAGAAAUGCCAAUAGAAAACACGAAAUGCAGCUAAUUUGCUGUAAUUGUGUUAGCUGUGUAGUUUGCUAGCUCCUCUGAACAGUGUCCUGGCGAGAGAGCUAAUUUUCUAUGCCAGGAGAAAUUGCUCCUCAUUAGCUCAUUGUUAUGGAUAUAUCCCAAAUAAAUUCACUAGAAAAGCGCUUAAACAAACGCAAAUGCAGCUACUUUGCCGUUAUUCUGGCUGCACUCUUUGACGUGAUUGUGUUAGCUGAAGUUGGCUAGCUAGCAAGCAAGGGAUAAGAACGUUGCCAGCCAUCAAUGGAACAUUUAGAACAAACAAUUGUCACAUCCAUAGAUUUAGAAGAAAAAGACUCAAUGACUGGGUCGCGUCUCUGGCAAGCGAACCGAUAGAAUGAACGACCAGCCGGCUUGGGUAGCAACCCUACAUUUGUGUCGGGACUAUAUCUUGUGGAAGGAUGAAAUAGUAUGAAUAAAUUCAUCAAAAUAUUUGAAUAUGUUGGUAACCCAUUGUAUAAAAAAGAUAAUGCCCUCGAAGCCAGUGUUUGGAGGAUAUAUUGGCACGGUUCAACACCUGUGCCAAUAUAUCCUCCAAACACCGGCUUCUCAGGCAGUAUCACUUAAUUAUUGCACAUGGUGCUGUCAUUGACCAGUGAUUAUCACUGGCAAAUUGUAUAGUGUAAGAGAUUAAUAUAUUAGCUCAUCUGCAGACAUACAAUCUAUAUAAUGGUUUUCAAAUCAACGUGAUGGCUAAGCUACUCUGUUUCCUCUUGGUGCUCAGAGCCCCUGGGCUUCGUGAAGAACCUGCAGGUCAUUGAACCCACCACCAGCACCCUGAACGUGCGCUGGGACGCAGCUGAGGGGAAUGUGCGCGAGUACAUCGUUGUCUACAUCCCAACUGCAGGCGGGGAGCAGGACGUGGUACGUCCCGGUAGUCUCACCAACACAACACCCCUCCUAAUUCUCUGAGAAUGGUCUAUUCCAAUGGAGGCUGGUGGAGGGUGAAAUUCAUUACAAUGAGGCCCUCAUUUGACACAAGCCUCGACUGUUGUAUUCCCCUAAAGCUAGUCAACAUUGCUUUCUGAUUCUGACCGAUAUUCUUUCUUCUUCUUUCUUGAACAGGACCAGGUGUCUGGAACAACGACCACCACUGUUCUGAAGGAACUGAAUCCAGAUACGGAAUACACUGUGACAGUGGUGCCUGUCUACCAUGAGAUGGAGGGUCUCUCUAGGUCUCAGAAUGGAAAGACAAGUGAGUUGAAAUGACAGGGUGAAAUUAAAUGAGUUGAAAUGACAGGGUGAAAUUAAAUGAGUUGAAAUGACAGGGUGAAAUUAAAUGAGUUGAAAUGACAGGGUGAAAUUAAAUGAUAAGGGUGGCAGGUAGCCUAGCGGUUAGAGCGUUUGGCUAGUAACCAAAAAGUUGCUUGUUUGAAUACCUGAGCCGACAAGGUGAAAAAUCUGUCAAUGUGCCCUUGAGCAAGGCACUUAACCCUAAUUUACGCCUGGGGCGCCUUACUACUAUGGCUGACCCUGUAAAACAACACAUUUUACUGCACCUAUCCAGUGUAUGUGACAAUAAAAACAUAUAUUUUUUAUUCUUAAAAACAAAAUGUGUCUGCUACUUGUUCAAACAGCUCGUACAGUAAGUGUGAUGCUAUAACAUUGUCUCCUCUGCCUCAGACCCUUUGGGGGGAGUGAAGAACUUGAAGGUCAUCGACCCCACCAUCAACAGUCUGUCUGUUCGCUGGGACCCGGCUGUCGGUAACGUGCGCAACUACAAGGUCUUCUAUGUGGCCCAGCCAGAUGGGAAGGAGCAAAUGGUACGUCUCCUAUUAAUCUCUCCAUUCCUUUUACUGUCAACCCAGUCAUGUUUACACUAUAAUCAGGUUGUGUAAUUGUCAUACAGUGCUAACAUUGAUCUUCACUUUGCCCUGAACAGGAGCAAGUCUCAGGGGGCACCACCAACCUUAUCCUGCGUAACCUGGAGUCUGAUACCCAAUACAAUGUGUCUGUUGUCCCAGUCUACCCAGACGUGGAGGGCAUACUGCAGUCUGAGAUGGGAAAGACAAGUGAGUGAAGCAUUUCAAUACUUACUUUAGUUCAUGAAACCCAUGCUAUGGAAGCAUAUAGCUGUCAAAAUGUUUCAUUUUGAAAUGACAGCUUUUUGACAGCUACAAGCUUCCAUAUCCCAUAUUACAGCUGUAUGCUUCCAUAUCAGACUAAAUGUUACUCAGUAACGGCUUAAGGACAUUAGUGUUGACAUUUACUUGGAGUGAUGUUGAUGUGUGUCUUCUUCUUCCUCAGAGCCUCUGGGUGGAGUGAAGAACCUGCAGGUGACUGACCCGACAACCAACUCCCUGAGGGUACGCUGGGAGCCAGCUGAGGGGGAUGUGCGCCAGUACACUGUCAUCUACGCCCCGCUAGCAGGAGGACCUGAACUCAAGGUACAAAAACAACACUUUCUCUCAUACGGUAUAGAAGCGAUAUUUGAAGACUCACUAAACUGAUCACUUUGAGCACUAUAAACAUGUAGGUUGAAUACUUGAAUAAGCUACCUCUUUAUCUUUAGUAGGGUGGUUUUACUUAACAUUUUUGCUAAUCUGAUAACUAUUUUUCACAGACUACGGUUUCUGGGAUGUCAACCAACACCGUUCUGCGGAAUCUUGUGCCAGACACAUUGUACAAGGUGACAUUGGUGCCUAUGUACGGCGAUAUUGAAGGGAAGAGAAAUUCUGAAAAUGGAAAGACAAGUAAGUCAUGACUGAACAAAAUAGAAAAUACAGGGACAAUGAGUACAGUGAAGAAAGAAAAAAGUGUUACAAAAUGGAAUAAGUGAUUUGAUGCUAAACUUUUUGUUUUGUGUCUUGUCAGAGGCGUUGGGCGGGGUGAAGAACAUGCAGGUCACCGACCCCUCUACUAGCUCCCUCAAGGUGCGCUGGGAGCCAGCGGAGGGCAACGUGCGCCAGUACCGCCUCUUCUACGUCCCUGCCUCUGGCGGAGCCGAGGACAUGGUAAGACCACCAACUAUCCAUGCCUUAACUUCUGAUGCUGCACAGGGAAUCUCUUGACCAAUCAGAUUUGAGUCGACUACGGCAUCCAUAUUAGGAAUUUAUAUACCUGUAGCUGGCUUCCAGGUUAAGGGAUGUCUCUGAGGACGCAUGACUCGACCUUCGCCUUUCCUGAGCCCAUUGGGGAUUUGCAGCGAUGAGACAAGAUCAUAAUCAUGAAAUUGGGGAGAAAAAGUACAAAAAUUAUAAAUACUUUUUUAAAAAUAAAAAUGAAUUUAUAUACCUAAAAUCUGACGACUUCCUAAUAUGGAUGCCAUAGGAUUCAUCCAAUCUAUGGUAUAAACACUGAUGCAACUCAAAAACACCUCUCUGUGAACAGGAGCAAGUGUCUGGUGGCACCACCAAUACCAUCCUGAGGAACCUUCUCUCAGACACGCCGUACACCGUCACCGUGGUCCCCGUCUACCCCGAGGGAGAGGGCCUGCGCCAGUCAGAGACUGGAAAGACACGUAAGUUAUCAACAAACGAAAUUCCAAUCAUCCAUUUUGUUUUCAUCGGGAUAAAGACGUGCUCUUUUCAGUUGGUUUGAUUCAGUGGCAUCUCAAAUUUGGAGCCUGUUCGGUUUUUCCAAAGUUUGAACUCAGAUAUCAAGAUACCGGUAGAUAGGUCUCAGGAUAAUACAUACCCUCAUAGGGAAACAUUGUUAUUAAGGGCUGUAAGAAAGAGGCACAGGUCCUAAUCCAGGCUCCCGCUUGGAUUACUGCAACUCGCUGUUGGCUGGGCUCCCUGCCUGUGCCAUUAAACCCCUACAACUUAUCCAGAACGCUGCAGCCCGUCUGGUGUUCAACCUUCCCAAGUUCUCUCAUGUCACCCCGCUCCUCCGCACACUCCACUGCCUUCCAGUUGAGGCUCGCAUCUACUACAAGACCAUGGUGCUUGCCUACGGAGCUGUGAGGGGAACGGCACCUCCUUACCUUCAGGCUCUGAUCAGACCCUACACCCAAACGAGGGCACUACGUUCAUCCACCUUUGGCCUGAUAGCUCCCCUACCUCUACGGAAGCACAGUUCCCGCUCAGCCCAGUCAAAGCUAUUCACUGCACUGGCACCCCAAUGGUGGAACAAGCUCCCCCACGACGCCAGGACAGCGGAGUCACUGACCACCUUCCGGAGACACUUGAAAUCCUACCUCUUUAAGGAAUACCUGGAAAAGUAUAAAGUAAUUCCCCCACCCCCCAUAAAAAAAAAAAUAUAUAUAUAUAUAUAUAUAUAUAUAAAAAAAAAAAAAAAGGUGGUUGUCCCACUGGCUAUCAUAAGUUGAAUGCACCAAUUUGUAAGUCGCUCUGGAUAAGAGCGUCUGCUAAAUGAUGUAAAUGUAAAUGUAAGGUCAACGUUUAACAAAACUGAGUGCAAAUCGAACAUUCUGCAUUCAAAUCUCUGAACCAGAUAGCAUUUGCACAACCCCCUUCCCCCAUAACUUUUAGAUGGAACAAAGGGGUAGUUUAUCUCACCAUAAUAAUAAAAAUAAUAAUAAUAAUAAUAAUUGCUGGUUGGGUUGCCCUGCCUCUGUCUGUGUUUUUAUACCCUGCUGUGUGCAUCGAUUUUGUUUCUGCUCAAAUGGUUUGCCAUGUGCAGUCAGCAGAAAUCCAUCCCAGAGAAGUGAAUUGGAAAGCUGUGAUUCUAGUGGAGCAUAUCAGUAUUACAGAGCAUAUGGUGCAUAAUGAUUCCACAGGGGGUUCCAGAGACUCCAUUGAUUGUGCAAAGCUAAUACGAAAACGUCCAAUGGGAGUCAAGCAUUCUUUUUAUACUCGCUAAGUCCUUGUCAGUUUCAGAGACACAGAUUUAAAAUCAAAUCAAAUUUUAUUUGCCACAUGCGCCGAAUACAACAGGUGUAGACAUUACCGUGAAAUGCUUUCUUACAGCCCUUAACCAACAAUGAAAAUGACAACAAAAAUAAAACAACAACAACAAAAAAGUGUUGAGAAAUAAAGUAGGGAGGCUAUAUACAGGGGGGUACCUGUGCAGAGUCAAUGUGCGGUGGCACCGGCUAGUUGAGGUAAUAUGUACAUGUGGGUAGAGUUAAAGUGACUAUGCAUAAAUAAAAACAGAGUAGCAGCAGCGUAAAAAGAUGGGGUGGAGGUGCAAAUAGUCCGGGUAGCCAUGAUUAGCUGUUCAGGAGUCUUAUGGCUUGGGGGUAGAAGCUGUUGAGAAGCCUUUUGGACCUAGACUUGGCGCUCUGGUACCGCUUGUGAGAUGUGUUGUUACCUACCCUUACCACCUGGGGGUGGCCCGUCAGGAAGUCCAGGAUCCAGUUGCAGAGGGAGGUGUUUAGUCCCAGGAUUCUUAGCUUAGUGAUGAGCUUUGAGGGCACUAUGGUGUUGAACGCUGAGCUGUAGUCAAUGAAUAGCAUUCUCACGUAGGUGUUCCUCUUGUCCAGGUGGGAAAGGGCAGUGUGGAGUGCAAUAGAGAUUGCAUCAUCUGUGGAUCUGUUGGGGCAGUAUGCAAAUUGGAGUGGGUCUAGGGUUUCUGGGAUAAUGGUGUUGAUGUGAGCCAUGACCAGCCUUUCAAAGCACUUCAUGGCUACAGACGUCAGUGCUACUGGUCGGUAGUCAUUUAGGCAGGUUAUCUUAGUGUCCUUGGGCACGGGGACUAUGGUGGUCUGCAUGAAACAUGUUGUUAUUACAGACUCAGUCAGGGACAUGUUGAAAAUGUCAGUGAAGACACUUGCUAGUUGGUCUGCACAUGCUUGGAGUACACGUCCUGGUAAUCCGUCUGGCCCUGCGGCCUUGUGAAUGUUGACCUGCUUAAAAGUCUUACUCACAUCGGCUACGGAGAGCGUGAUCACAUAGUCAUCCGGAACAGCUGGUGCUCUCAUGCAUGCUUCAGUGUUGCUUGCCUCGAAGUGAGCAUAGAAGUGGUUUAGCUCGUCUGGUAGGCUUGUGUCACUGGGCAGCUCGCGGCUGUGCUUCCCUUUGUAGUUUGUAAUAGUUUUCAAACCCUGCCACAUCUGACGAGCGUCAGAACCGGUGUAGUACGAUUAAAUCUUAGUCCUGUAUUGACUCUUUGCCUGGUUGAUGGUUUGUCGGAGGGCAUAGCAGGAUUUCUUAGAAGCAUCCGGGUUAGAGUCCCGCUCCUUGAAAGCGGCAGCUCUACCCUUUAGCUCAGUGCGGAUGUUGCCUGUAAUCCAUGGCAUCUGGUUGGGGUAUGUACGUACGGUCACUGUGGGGACGACGUCAUCGAUGCACUUAUUGGUGAAGCCAGUGACUGAUGUGGUGUACUCCUCAAUGCUAUCUGAAGAAUCCCGGAACAUGUUCCAGUCUGUGGUAGCAAAACAGUCCUGUAGCUUAGCAUCUAUGUCAUCUGACCACUUUUUUAUUAACCGAGUCACUGGUGCUUCCUGUUUUAUUUUUUGCUUAUAAGCAGGAAUAAGGAGGAUAGAGUUAUGGUCAGAUUUGCCAAAUGGAGGGCGAGGGAGAGCUUUGUAUGCGUCUCUGUGUGUGGAGUAAAGGUGGUCUAGAGUUGUUUUUCCUCUGGUUGCACAUUUAACAUGCUGGUAGAAAUGAGGUACAGUGGGGAAAAAAAGUAUUUAGUCAGCCACCAAUUGUGCAAGUUCUCCCACUUAAAAAUAUGAGAGAGGCCUGUAAUUUUCAUCAUACGUACACGUCAACUAUGACAGACAAAAUGAGAAAAGAAAUUCUGGAAAAUCACAUUGUAGAAUUUUUAUGAAUUUAUUUGCAAAUUAUGGUGGAAAAUAAGUAUUUGGUCAAUAACAAAAGUUUCGCAAUAUUUGUUAUAUACCCUUUGUUGGCAAUGACACAGGUCAAAUGUUUUCUGUAAGUCUUCACAAGGUUUUCACACACUGUUGCUGGUAUUUUGGCCCAUUCCUCAAUGCAGAUCUCCUCUAGAGCAGUGAUGUUUUGGGGCUGUCGCUGGGCAACACAGACUUUCAACUCCAUCCAAAGAUUUUCUAUGGGGUUGAGAUCUGGAGACUGGCUAGGCCACUCCAGGUCCUUGAAAUGCUUCUUACGAAGCCACUCCUUCAUUGCCCGGGCGGUGUGUUUGGGAUCAUUGUCAUGCUGAAAGACCCAGCCACGUUUCAUCUUCAAUGCCCUUGCUGAUGGAAGGAGGUUUUCACUCAAAAUCUCACGAUACAUGGCCCCAUUCAUUCUUUCCUUUACACGGAUCAGUCGUCCUGGUCCCUUUUCAGAAAAACAGCCCCAAAGCAUGAUGUUUCCACCCCCAUGCUUCACAGUAGGUAUGGUGUUCUUUGGAUGCAACUCAGCAUUCUUUGUCCUCCAAACACGACGAGUUGAGUUUUUACCAAAAAGUUAUAUUUUGGUUUCAUCUGACCAUAUGACAUUCUCCCAAUCCUCUUCUGGAUCAUCCAAAUGCACUCUAGCAAACAUCAGACGGGCCUGGACAUGUACUGGCUUAAGCAGGGGGACACAUCUUGCACUGCAGGAUUUGAGUCCCUGGCGGCGUAGUGUGUUACUGAUGGUAGGCUUUGUUACUUUGGUCCCAGCUCUCUGCAGAACAUUCACUAGGUCCCCCCGUGUGGUUCUGGGAUUUUUGCUCACCAUUCUUGUGAUCAUUUUGACCCCACGGGGUGAGAUCUUGCGUGGAGCCCCAGAUCGAUGGAGAUUAUCAGUGGCCUUGUAUGUCUUCCAUUUCCUAAUAAUUGCUCCCACAGUUGAUUUCUUCAAACCAAGCUGCUUACCUAUUGCAGAUUCAGUCUUCCCAGUCUGGUGCAGGUCUACAAUUUUGUUUCUGGUGUCCUUUGACAGCUCUUUGGUCUUGGCCAUAGUGGAGUUUGGAGUGUGACUGUUUGAGGUUGUGGAUAGGUGUCUUUUAUACUGAUAAAAAGUUCAAACAGGUGCCAUUAAUACAGGUAACGAGUGGAGGACAGAGGAGCCUCUUAAAGAAGAAGUUACAGGUCUGUGAGAGCCAGAAAUCUUGCUUGUUUGUAGGUGACCAAAUAUUUAUUUUCCACCAUAAUUUGCAAAUAAAUUCAUUAAAAAUCCUACAAUGUGAUUUUCUGGAAUUUUUUUCUCUCAAUUUGUCUGUCAUAGUUGACGUGUACAUAUGAUGAAAAUUACAGGCCUCUCUCAUCUUUUUAAGUGGGAGAACUUGCACAAUUGGUGGCUGACUAUAUACUUUUUUUCCCCACUGUAGAACGGAUUUAAGUUUCCCUGCUUUAAAGUCCCCAGCCACUAGGAGCGCUGCCUCUGGAUGAGCGUUUUCCUGUUUAGUUAUGGCCUUAUAAAGCUCAUUGAGUGCAAUCUUAAUGCCAGCAUUGGUUUGUGGUGGUAAAUAGACAGCUAUGAAAAAUAUAGUUAAAAACUCUCUUGGUAAAUAGUGUGGUCUACAGCUUAUCAUAAGGUACUCUACCUCAGGCGAGCAAAACCUCAAGACUUCCUUAGGAUUUGAUUUUGUGCACCAGCUGUUGUUUACAAAUAUACACAGACCGCCACCCCUUGUCUUACCGGAGUCAGCCGUUCUAUCCUGCCGAUGUAGCGUAUAGCCCGCUAGCUGUAUGUUGUCCAUGUCGUCGUUCAGCCUCGACUCAGUGAAACAUAAGAUAUUACAGUUUUUAAUGUCCCGUUGGUAGGAUAAGCGUAAUCGUAGGUCAUCUAAUUUAUUUUCCAAUGAUUGAAGAUUGGCUAAUAGGAUUGAUGGAAGAGGCAGUUUACUCGCUCGCCGUCAGAUCCUUACGAGGCACCCCGACCUACGUCCACGAUAUCUCCGUCUCUUUCUCUUGCGAAUGACGGGGAUUUGGUCCUUGUCGGGUGUCUGUAGGAUAUCCUUUGCGGCCGCCUCGUUGAAUAAAAAAUCUUCGUCCAAUACGAGGUGAGUAAUCGCUGUCCUGAGAUCCAGAAACUCUUUUUGGUUAUAAGAGACGAUGGCAGAAACAUUAUGUACAGAAUAAAUUACAAAUAACGCGAAAAAACACACAUAAUAGUACAAUUGGUUAGAGGGCUGUAAAACGGCAGCCAUCUUCUCCGGCGCCAUCAUCAUUUAUGAUCGUUGAUUCAUAUCUGAUGCCCGGCCAAAUGGGAAGAUACUGUAUGUUUGACAGACUAAUCUUCCUAAACACACCAUAUGCAUGUGUUUAGUAUAGAAUGAACCUCGCUGUUGGAUGAACAGGUUCUACUUGGAAUGUUUUUACUUAUGAAUAAGGUGGCUGGGUCUGAGUCUACCUACUGCAUCUAAGCUUUAUUGGGCUAACGUGCUGAAUGCCAGAGGAAUAUGCACAUCUGUUUUAGUUUAAAAGGGAAGUUAAGAGCCUUUUGCAUAAACCCAAACUAUGCUACUUCUCUGUACAUUCUCUUCACAUAGACACUAUAAAAUCAUUUGGUUACUGGAGACUGCUUCCCUCAGUAUUUGAGUCCCCCCUCCCUCCAUGCUUUUACUGAGCUACGUCCUGUUUGAAACGUAGCAGUCUAUUCAUUCUCACAUUUUGCUGUGGUAUCUUUACUUAGCUAGUUCUCUUUGAAUGGACAAGCUUUCUAAGUAAGGCAUUGUAGAGUAAAAUCAGAGUUGUUGUUUGUAGAGUAAAAUCAGAAUUGUUGUUUGUAGAUUAAAAUCAGAGUUGUUGUUUGUAGAUUAAAAUCAGAGUUGUUGUUUGUAGAGUAAAAUCAGAGUUGUUGUUUUGUGUUUAUGAGGUUGUUGUUAGGUUGUUAAGUCAACAUAGCAAUUGGUGUAUAUAGAAUUGCCCUCUCCACUUUUGACUUUCUCUUACCCUCUUUGACCCCCAGUUCCACGAACCCCCCCUAAGAACAUCCAGGUCUACAACCCCACCACCAACAGCCUGAACGUGCGCUGGGAGCCCGCCUCUGGCCAGGUGCAGCAGUACCGCAUCGUCUAUGCACCUCUGUCUGGAGACAGACCCGCUGAGACAGUAAGUUCACUAGCUGCAUCCCAAAUAGCACCCUAUUCCCUAUGUAGUGCCCUACUUUUGACCAGGACCCAUAGGACUCUGGUGAAAAGUAGUGCACUAUAUAGGGAAUAGGGUGCCAUUUGGGACAUAAAAACGAUCUCUCUCCACUUUUAACCAGAGCCUGUCAUUAUAUUAAGAGGGGAGGCACGUUCACUGUCCCUGCUCAGACCACUCAGAGGGAAAGGGAAAGUCCACUUAAGCAAUAAAAGUGUAGAGUAGGGUUGCUGGGCUCUACGUUUGAUGAAUAUAUCGAAAACCCUCUCUCGAAGAGUUUGAUAGGAAGUCUGUGUAGAAGCCUCACAAAUGGCAUUCCCUUAGUAAUGAGGUUGGUGUUCAUUAGGCUAAUGGGGAAAUCCAGACUUUUGGGCUUUUAAUUCUCUGUCUAUCAGCAUUGAUUUUAUGCACUGAUGCGAUGCACAUAUCUUGGAUUACAGGAGAAAGAUAGAGCUAAUUGGCCUACAAACAGCUUUUACUGUACCACUAGGAGUUCGGAAAAUGUGCACAUGCACAUCUGUGAUAGACAUAGAUGAACAUUCUUACGUUUGAAGUUUUGGAGGGCAUAAGGCCUUGGUUGGAGGAUAAUGAGGCUGUUUUUAUUAGAAUGUUCUUUGAUGCAGCAGUAGGCCUUAAAAAUGCCUCAUGCUAAGAGACAGGUUUUUUUUACCAAAGCAUUCGCCAGCUCAGCUAACCUCUUGUCUAUUCUCAAUCAGGCUCCAUUGAGUGGUUUUCACAGAAAAUAUACAUUAGCAUAUACCUCAGCUACCUGCAUGUCUUGUCCAUCACUCUUUCAACUAGGAGAUUUUCAGUUUAAUCCUCAGAUAAGCUUUAGAUGAAGGUAGACUACUUUAAAGAGCAGCUGUGUUUAGCGUGAUGUAAUGGUCAUCCCCCAGACAAGCUAAUAGAUAAUGUGCUGGGUAGUGACAGUGAUGACCCUGGUGAUAUGACGAGACUGGGCUCCACUGUUGUUAGAAACAGGGGUGAGAUAGAUGCACAUUGAGGCCUGUCCAAUGACAGAGCACUGGUCUCAUGGUGUUGGUUACGUCUUUGCAUUUACUGGACGAUGGAUGCUUCAAUACACUAAUUUGUUUAUCAAUCACUUCUUAGCAUUUUAAACCUCUUCAGGGCUUUGUUAGUACUUCAUGUUAACCUUUGGCACUAGGCUCCCUCCAAGAAGACACUAGCAGGGAUUAACAGUGAGCUCAUUAUGUACGUUAGCAGUGCCAGAACAGUAUGUAAUGCAUGAAAAAGGUCAUUUUAAUAAGAAUCCUUCUUCAAGGGUGCAUCCCAAAUGACUCCCAAUACUAUGUUUGACCAGAGCCCUAUGGGCCAUGGCCAAACGUAGUGCUCUAAAUAGGGAAUAGGGUUCCAUUUGGGAUGCAAACCAAUCUUCCUCUCUGGGAAGCCAUCAUUGUGAUUUAUGUCUCAUGACCUCUCCAAAGGUCCUGGUCCCGGGAAACAUCAACAACGCGUUCCUGGAUUCGCUCAUUCCCGACACGCCGUACUCGAUCAGCGUCCUGGCUCUGUAUGCGGACGGGGAGAGCCCACCAGUGAAGGGAGACGGCAAAACAUGUAAGACUUGAAUCAAAUCAAUCUGACUUUGUUGUUUACACUGAUACUACUGACUCAUGCGACUCUUGUUUACAUUGAUACUACUGACUCAUGCGACUCCUGUUUACAUUGAUACUCUAGACUCAUGAGUGUUACAUGAGUGUUACUCAUGCUUCCACACAUACUUGCUUAUACUAUAAGACUCCUGAACAGCUAAUCAAUCAAAUGGCUAUGCAGACUAUUUGCAUUCCCUGCUGCCCAGUAACGCGAGCCUACCAGACGGGAUAAAUGCCUUUUAUGCUCGCUUCGAGGCAAGCAACACUGAAGCAUGCAUGAGUGCACCAGCUGUUCCGGAUGACUGUGUGAUCACGCUCUCUGUAGCCGAUAUGAGCAAGACCUUUAAACAGGUCAACAUUCACAAGGCCGCGGGGCCAGACGGAUUACCAGGAUGUGUACUCAGAGCAUGCGUGGACCAACUGAAAAGUGUCUUCACUGACAUUUUCAACCUCUCCCUGACCGAGUCUAUAAUACCUACAUGUUUCAAGCAGACCAUCAUAGUCCCUGUGCCCAAGAAAGCAAAGGUAACCUGCCUAAAUGACUACCGCCCCGUAGCACCCAUGUCGGUAGCCAUGAAGUGCUUUGAAAGGCUGGUCAUGGCUCACAUCAAAACCAUCAUCCCGGAAACCCUAGACCCACUCCAAUUCGCAUACCACCCCAACAGAUCCACAGAUUACGCAAUCUCAAUCGCACUCCACACUGCCCUUUCCCACCUGGACAAAAGGAACACCUAUGUGAGAAUGCUGUUCAUUGACUACAGCUCAGCGUUCAACACCAUAGUGCCCAGAAAGCUCAUUACUAUGCUAAGGACCCUGGGACUGAACAUAUCCCUUUGCAACUGGAUCCUGGACUUCCUGACGGGCCGCCCCCAGGUGGUAAGGGUAGGCAACAACACAUCUGCCAUGCUGAUUCUCAACACGGAGGCCCCUCAGGGGUGCGUGCUUAGUCCCCUCCUGUACGCCCUGUUCACCCAGGACUGCAUGGCCAAGCACGACUCCAACACCAUCAUUAAGUUUGCUGACGAAACAACGGUGGUAGGCCUGAUCACCGACAACGACGAGACAGCCUAUAGGGAGGAGGUCAGAGACCUGGCAGUGUGGUGCCAGGACAACAACCUCUCCCUCAACGUGAGCAAGACAAAUGAGAUGAUCGUAAACUACAGGAAAAGGAGGGCUGAACACGCCCCCAUUCACAUCGACGUGGCUGUAGUGGAGCGGGUCGAGAGUUUCAAGUUCCUUGGUGUCCACAUCACCAACAAACUAUCAUGGUCCAAACACACCAAGAAAGUUGUGAAGAGGGCACGACAACGAGAUUUCCUCCUCAGGAGACUGAAAAGAUUUGGCAUGGGUCCCCAGAUCCUCAAAAAGUUAUACAGCUGCACCAUCGAGAGCAUCCUGACUGGUUGCAUCACCGCCUGGUAUGGCAACUGCUCGGCAUCCGACCUUAAGGCGUUACAGAGGGUAGUGCGUACAGCCCAGUACAUCACUGGGGCCAAGCUUCCUGCCAUCCAGGACCUAUAUACUAGGCGUGUCAGAGGACGGCCCAAAAAAUUGUUGGUUAAGGGCUUGUAAGUAAGCAUUUCACGGUAAGGUCUACACCUGUUGUAUUCGGCGCAUGUGACAAAUAAAAUUUGAUUUGAUUUGAUUUGAAAUACACAAUGAGUAAAGAUACGUUCGCUAUAUACAUGGGGUACCAGUACCUAGUCGAUGUGCUGGGGUAUGAGGUAAUUGUGGUAGAUAUGUACAGUGGCUUUUUGAGGAUCAUGGGGUGUGCAGCGUUGCUAGGUACAUGUGUUUGAGUGUAACCCAGUAUUGUUGCUGUUGCAGUACCCCGUGUUGGACCUAGGAACCUGCGGGUGUUUGAUGCCACCACCAAUACUCUUACCAUCGUCUGGGACCACGCGGAGGGCCUGGUGCAGCAAUACAAGAUCGCCUACGCCCCCACCACAGGAGACCCCAUCACUGAGUUUGUGAGUUCAUAGGUUGGAUCCCAAAUGGCACCCACAGGGCUCUGGUCCAAAGGAGUGCACUAUAUAGGGAAUAGGGUGCCAUUUGGUAUGCAUCCAUAGUGUCUCUCGACAGACUUUCACGUAGCAGGGAACUUUGAGGUUGACUCGAGGGACGAGUGAGUUCAUGACCUAAACAUGUCUCUUUUUAUAUUAUAAUUAUAUAUAUAUAUAUAUAUAUUAUAUUUGGCUGAGUGGCAAAUCAAAUACACUCCUCCACACUUACUGUUCAAUGUGUUACUACUGCCAAAGCACUGUAGGCCUACAAAGUCAUACUUCAGUGUCAGCAAAUAACUGCUGAUUAAUAAGACGAAUUAAAGGCUCAGUUAGAUCAACAUUAUCACUGGAAACAUUUUGUUACAUUACCUUGGAUUAUUAAUGACUUUACACACAGAGCUGGAGCACUUUAGGGCAGCAUAGCAGCACUGCAUCAUUAUUCCCUAGUAAGGCAGCCGUUGUGUGACAUAACAAAUGCUUCUAUACGAGAGAAAAAUGAAUGAGUCCUUUAGCACUGAGUUAUAAAUGAAAAGUCACUAGAGCUAAUCCUCCAGUGUUCCAAGAGGACAAGGAACUUUCCAUUAAUAGCCUUCUUUUACCUCUGCUGCAGUGAUGUAGGAGUUAGCCUAGAAUUAACACUUAGCUUCCAUAAGUAAUUCCAUAAUUAUGAUCCUUUGUGUGUGUUGUGAAGCCAUUUUUUAAAAUGAACUAACUGAGUUCUCUGUGGUACUUUUCCUCACAGACAGUUGUUCCUGGCAACAGAAACAAUGCCAUCCUGCAGAACCUGCUUCCUGACACUCCCUACAGCAUUACUGUGGAAGCCAUCUAUGCUGAUGGAGCAGGGCCAUCUCUGAACGGGCCCGGACGCACAGGUAACGCAGUUAGGAAAAGUGUUCGGGAAGUGUUCAGUCUAGUAUACUGUACACAUGACGGUCCAGCUAGCUGGACAGAAUUUCCAAGCCUGAUGAGCUGAGCUGGGAGUGAGAACUAUGCACAGGAGUGGAAAAUACUUACAAGAGCCAUGCUAUAGCCAACCGAUUCCCAAAAAAAAUCAGUUUGAAGAGUUCGUAAGAUUGGGAAUACACAGUAGAGGCAACUAGGAAAGCUCAACGACUGGUGAACAUAAGCCCCGAGUUACACAAACAAUAGAAACGUUAUGUCUUGGCUUGAACAGAAGCACCACUGUGGAUGGGCCUCGCUUCAAUGGGUUGUCACCACCCACGCAAACCAACCUACCCACUACCCAGUUAAGCUCCCUCAGCAAGACCAUGAAACUCACUUUCAGGUAUUUGAAAAGGAAAUAAUAUCCCAAAAAAUCACUAUUUCUAAAACAAGCCAUAGAAAGUUGGUUGCAAUUUCAAUUUAAUCCUCCAGAAAUGACAGAACAAAUAUUGCAACAAAUAUUGUGGUUAAACUCAAAUAUACUAAUUGAUAAAAAAAACGUUAUUCUUUGAGAAAAUGUUUAAAAAAGGUAUAAUCUUCAUAAAUUAUAUUAUCGUUAGGAAUGGUGGAGUUAUGUCGCACAUGCAGCUAACAAAAACAUAUGGAAAUGUCUGCUCUACCCAAAAUUACAACCAAAUAAUUGCAGCAUUACCACAAAAAUGGAAGAGGAAAGUGGAAGGAGGAAAAAGUAAGGAACUUGUCUGUCGGCCUUGCAUUAAAGAACAUAAUUGGUUAAAGAAAAUUGUGAAAAAUAAAAAAGUUUACCAGUUUCAUUUAAGGACCAAAAGAUUGACAGCCGUCCCAUAUAGAUUGCAAAAUAGUUGGGAAGAGAUUUUUGAUGUACCGAUUCCAUGGCAUAGUGUUUAUGAACUGAUACGCAAAACGACGCCGGAUUCAAAACUUUGAAUUUUUCAAUUUAAAUGAUUAUAUAAAAUUCUUGCUACCAAUAGAAUGUUAUUUGUAUGGGGGAUACAAUCUUCCCAGCUCUGCAGAUUUGGCUGUGAAGAGACAGAAUCAUUAGAUCAUUUGUUUUGGUACUGUCCAUUUGAAGCUUGUUUCUGGACACAGGUCCAAGAAUGGCUGAAGGAUUGCAAUAUUUGCAUGGAGCUGACCCUGCAGAUGAUCUGAAAAGUCAUAGUCAAUCGAUCAAUAAUAUAAUAAUACUUUUAGCAAAAAUGUUUAUUUUCAAUUCACAAACUGUAGAAACAAUGAGAAUAGAAAGGUUCAGAACUUUUGUAAAACAUCACAGUACAGUUGAAAAAUAUAUGGCAAAUAGAAAUCCAAUAUGGAUGGUUAAGAGAUAGAUGGGAGGUGUUGAAUGGAGCUGAAGGAUGGGACCAAUAACAACAGCUAAUAACAACAAGAUAACUAAUGUAAGACAUGCUGUGUCCAUAAUAAGUAUAUAGGUUAUAUAUUGUUAGCUUUUGUGAAAGAGCACAGUUAGAAAGAUAUGACAUAUAGAAGCAUACCAGAUGGACAUCAUGAAAAUGAUCGGAGGAAGUUCAGGAGUAAAAACAAACAAAAUAUAAUUAUUGACUGUGUCCAUAAAAUGUAUAUAGUAUGUAUAAGCAUGAAGUAGAGGCCUAAGCGUUGUUGUUCACUAGUUUACUCCAAUUAGGGAAGGAAUGGUGGGGUUGGAAAGUAAUAAAGGGAAAUAUAUAUAUUUUAAAGGAUAUGUAUGUAUAUAUGUAUAUGCGUAUAUAUAUGUAUACAGUGGGGAAAAAAAGUAUUUAGUCAGCCACCAAUUGUGCAAGUUCUCCCACUUAAAAAGAUGAGAGAGGCCUGUAAUUUGCAUCAUAGGUACACGUCAACUAUGACAGACAAAAUGAGAAAAAAAAAUCCAGAAAAUCACAUUGUAGGAUUUUUAAUGAAUUGAUUUGCAAAUUAUGGUGGAAAAUAAGUAUUUGGUCAAUAACAAAAGUUUCUCAAUACUUUGUUAUAUACCCUUUGUUGGCAAUGACACAGGUCAAACGUUUUCUGUAAGUCUUCACAAGGUUUUCACACACUGUUGCUGGUAUUUUGGCCCAUUCCUCCAUGCAGAUCUCCUCUAGAGCAGUGAUGUUUUGGGGCUGUCGCUGGGCAACACGGACUUUCAACUCCCUCCAAAGAUUUUCUAUGGGGUUGAGAUCUGGAGACUGGCUAGGCCACUCCAGGACCUUGAAAUGCUUCUUACGAAGCCACUCCUUCGUUGCCCGGGCGGUGUGUUUGGGAUCAUUGUCAUGCUGAAAGACCCAGCCACGUUUCAUCUUCAAUGCCCUUGCUGAUGGAAGGAGGUUUUCACUCAAAAUCUCACGAUACAUGGCCCCAUUCAUUCUUUCCUUUACACGGAUCAGUCGUCCUGGUCCCUUUGCAGAAAAACAGCCCCAAAGCAUGAUGUUUCCACCCACAUGCUUCACAGUAGGAAUGGUGUUCUUUGGAUGCAACUCAGCAUUCUUUGUCCUCCAAACACGACGAGUUGAGUUUUUACCAAAAAGUUCUAUUUUGGUUUCAUCUGACCAUAUGACAUUCUCCCAAUCCUCUUCUGGAUCAUCCAAAUGCACUCUAGCAAACUUCAGACGGGCCUGGACAUGUACUGGCUUAAGCAGGGGGACACGUCUGCCACUGCAGGAUUUGAGUCCCUGGCGGCGUAGUGUGUUACUGAUGGUAGGCUUUGUUACUUUGGUCCCAGCUCUCUGCAGGUCAUUCACUAGGUCCCCCCGUGUGGUUCUGGGAUUUUUGCUCACCGUUCUUGUGAUCAUUUUGACCCCACGGGGUGAGAUCUUGCGUGGAGCCCCAGAUCGAGGGAGAUUAUCAGUGGUCUUGUAUGUCUUCCAUUUCCUAAUAAUUGCUCCCACAGUUGAUUUCUUCAAACCAAGCUGCUUACCUAUUGCAGAUUCAGUCUUCCCAGCCUGGUGCAGGUCUACCAUUUUGUUUCUGGUGUCCUUUGACAGCUCUUUGGUCUUGGCCAUAGUGGAGUUUGGAGUGUGACUGUUUGAGGUUGUGGACAGGUGUCUUUUAUACUGAUAACAAGUUCAAACAGGUGCCAUUAAUACAGGUAACGAGUGGAGGACAGAGGAGCCUCUUAAAGAAGAAGUUACAGGUCUGUGAGAGCCAGAAAUCUUGAUUGUUUGUAGGUGACCAAAUACUUAUUUUCCACCAUAAUUUGCAAAUAAAUGCAUUAAAAAUCCUACAAUGUGAUUUUCUGGAUUUUUUUUUCUCAAUUUGUCUGUCAUAGUUGACGUGUACCUAUGAUGAAAAUUACAGGCCUCUCUCAUCUUUUUAAGUGGGAGAACUUGCACAAUUGGUGGCUGACUAAAUACUUUUUUCCCCCACUGUAUAUGUGUAUGUAUAUAUAUAUAUAUAUAUAUAUAUAUAUAUAUACAGUGAGGGAAAAAAGUAUUUGAUCCCCUGCUGAUUUUGUCCAUUUGCCCACUGACAAAGGCAUGAUCAGUCUAUAAUUUUAAUGGUAGGUUUAUUUGAAUAGUGAGAAACAGAAUAACAACUAAAAAAUCCAGAAAAAUGUAUGUCAAAAAUUUUAUAUAUUGAUUUGCAUUUUAAUGAGGGAAAUAAGUAUUUGACCCCUCUGCAAAACAUGACUUAGUACUUGGUGGCAAAACCCUUGUUGGCAAUCACAGAGGUCAGACGUUUCUUGUAGUUGGCCACCAGGUUUGCAGACAUCUCAGGAGGGAUUUUUUUCCACUCCUCUUUGCUGAUCUUCUCCAAGUCAUUAAGGUUUCGAGGCUGACGUUUGGCAACUCGAACCUUCAGCUCCCUCCACAGAUUUUCUAUGGGAUUAAGGUCUGGAGACUGGCUAGGCCACUCCAGGACCUUAAUGUGCUUCUUCUUGAGCCACUCCUUUGUUGCCUUGGCCGUGUGUUUUGGGUCAUUGUCAUGCUGGAAUACCCAUCCACGAUCCAUUUUCAAUGCCCUGGCUGAGGGAAGGAGGUUCUCACCCAAGAUUUGACGGUACAUGGCCCCGUCCAUCGUCCCUUUGAUGCGGUGAAGUUGUCCUGUCCCCUUAGCAGAAAAACACCCCCAAAGCAUAAUGUUUCCACCUCCAUGUUUGACGGUGGGGAUGGUGUUCUUGGGGUCAUAGGCAGCAUUCCUCCUCCUCCAAACACGGCUAGUUGAGUUAAUGCCAAAGAGCUCGAUUUUGGUCUCAUCUGACCACAACACUUUCACCCAGUUCUCCUCUGAAUCAUUCAGAUGUUCAUUGGCAAACUUCAGACGGGCCUGUAUAUGUGCUUUCUUGAGCAGGGGGACCUUGCGGGCGCUCCAGGAUUUCAGUCCUUCACGGCAUAGUGUGUUACCAAUUGUUUUCUUGGUGACUAUGGUCCAAGCUGCCUUGCGAUCAUUGACAAGAUCCUCCCGUGUAGUUCUGGGCUGAUUCCUCACCGUUCUCAUGAUCAUUGCAACUCCACGAGGUGAGAUCUUGCAUGGAGCCCCAGGUCGAGGGAGAUUGACAGUUCUUUUGUGUUUCUUCCAUUUGCGAAUAAUCGCACCAACUGUUGUCACCUUCUCACCAAGCUGCUUGGCGAUGGUCUUGUAGCCCAUUCCAGCCUUGUGUAGGUCUACAAUCUUGUCCCUGACAUCCUUGGAGAGCUCUUUGGUCUUGGCCAUGGUGGAGAGUUUGGAAUCUGAUUGAUUGAUUGCUUCUGUGGACAGGUGUCUUUUAUACAGGUAACAAACUGAGAUUAGGAGCACUCCCUUUAAGAGUGUGCUCCUAAUCUCAGCUCGUUACCUGUAUAAAAAGACACCUGGGAGCCAGAAAUCUUUCUGAUUGAGAGGGGUUCAAAUACUUAUUUCCCUCAUUAAAAUGCAAAUUAAUUUAUAACAUUUUUGACAUGCGUUUUUCUGGAUUUUUUUGUUGUUAUUCUGUCUCUCACUGUUCAAAUAAACCUACCAUUAAAAUUAUAGACUGAUCAUUUCUUUGUCAGUGGGCAAACGUACAAAAUCAGCAGGGGAUCAAAUACUUUUUUCCCUCACUGUAUAUGCGAGAGAAAACAAAUAUGGGGGAUUGGAAGUGAUGCAGACAAUUACAUUGAUGGAAGUUACAAUCUAUCUGCAAUAUUAAAGCUGAUCUACCCCCCCCCCCCCACUCAUAAUAGUCUUCGUAAACAGAGGAGGAGGAAAAACAACAGUGGCUGCUGUAGACUUGGAGCCCAGGCUAUGUAAUGGUAAUGUGGUGAGAUACGGCACUGGGGGCUAGCUAGCCUGGAAGUGGGGUCAUGGCCUCACUUGUUGUUGGGAGUAUUGGCCGUGACUGAUUGAAUGUUGACAUGUGUCUGCUCUCUCUGCUGGUGCUGUGCCUCUGUUAUAGUCGGCCUGCUGGAGCCCUUGAGUCUGCGCAUCUCGGACGAGUGGUACACCCGCUUCCGUGUGGCCUGGGACCCCUCGCCGUCUCCGGUGCUCGGAUACAAGCUGGUCUACACUCCUGCGGGUGAGAUGACAUCAGACUCUGGGCCACGUCUGUGCAGUCAUGAGAAGGGACCCAUAACACCCUGAGUUACAGGACUUCUCAAUAUCAUGUUUUGUCAUGCAGGGUUUUAUAUUUCAUUGUCCAUAUCAACCAACCACACUUUCUAGUACAAAAAGUGUAUUGACAACAAUUAAUAAGUAAUGAUGCAGAAUAAUUUGCAUGCCACACCUUUACAUUUCAAGUGAGAUGAUUUCAGGUUUAGAGCAUACCUCUCCUCUCCUCUCCUCUCCUCUCCUCUCCUCUCCUCUCCUCUCCUCUCCUCUCCUCUCCUCUCCUCUCCUCUCCUCUCCUCUCCUCUCCUCUCCUCUCCUCUCCUCUCCUCUCCUCUCCUCUCCUCUCCUCUCCUCCCUUUAUGAGUAGAGUUUGUGUUGUACUUUUGCUGUUGUUAAAGUAGAGAUUGUGUUGUGUUUUGCCUGCAGAAGAAGAUCAGAGUAAGAGCUUGGAUGUGUUCGUGGGUGACGUGACCUCAUACACCCUCCAGAACCUGCUCCCUGGCACCACCUACGAUGUCAAAGUGUUUUCCCAGUAUGGCGCUGGCAUGAGUGGGGCCCUCGAAGGACAGGGAACAACACGUAUGUAUUUGAAUAACAGAAAUAUCACCUUGUUUGAACAUCAAUGUUAACCUGAAUACAUGCUUAGUCCCAAAUGGCACCCUAUUCCCUACAUAGUGGAGUACUUUUGACCAGGGUCCACUGUAGCCUCAGUCUUGAAGUCACUCUGAGACUAUUCUUCUUGUGUUCUGCUCCACAGUCUACCUGAACGUCACCAACAUCGAGACCUACAAUGUUGGCUUCGACAAGUUCUGCAUCAAGUGGAGUCCUCACAGGGCUGCCACUUCCUACAGGAUCAAGCUCAACCCUCUGGACCGUAAGUCUCAAUCUUAAAGCCACAAUCCUGAGUUCUUGUUUCAGCCAACCAUUAGAAGCAGAUUGCACCUUUAAGCUUGGAUAGAUGAGAUACUUUUUCUACCCUGAAAAAUUGCUGCAUUACAAUUGAGUAUAUGCUUCCCUUAUUUAAAAAUCUGGAGCCACAAAGGAGAAUGUUGAAGGGACAUCAACACAUGAUGUGGUUGAUGUUAGUCAGUCACUAGCCAGAGAUGCUAUAGAUCCUCCAUGGAUCAGAGCCACACCCUCCUCUGUGUUCAGAACAUUGGAAUGGCACUGUGCUGCGUGUUGAGAUUGAGUCUAGACAUUCACACGACUGUUUAUGCUUAGCCCUCCCCUGUGUUUAUCCCUCAAAGGAGAAUGCAUGAUGUGGCGUUUUCUGAAAGCAUACGACAACCAAGUUUUAAUUGUGUCUCUGUCUGAAAAGAUUACUUCAUUUUAACUUCUGUCUGCCUUUGAAUCAAUCAGUUUCAUAUUCACACAUAGACCCGGGGUAUAAACUGUUAAAAACAUGAAGCAGUAUCGCAAGGAUUUCAAUAUUGACAUGGUAGUCAUUACCCAAGACACAUUUCCAAACUAAAGCAGGCUUUGCUUGUGUGAGAAAGACAGCUGCUGCAGAAAGCACUCCCCGAAGGUAAACAGUCCCCGAAGGUAAACAGUCCCCAGGUUUUGAGAAACUAGCAACCUUUUAAAGAUGCAUCAGAUAUAGACAGAGCUUCCAAGUCAGCAAUAGUUUGUCUGAAGUGGAAUGCAAACAGUGGUAGAGGAGCGAGGAUCAUGGCACACGUCUCUGACCAAAAAUGACUAAGCAAUGCCUAUGGGAGCCUUCAGCAGAAAGGGUCAGCCUAGGAGAGGUGAAUGAGGGGAUAAUUACAGUUUAAAAGGCCAUUGUCUUGGUCUCAUGGUUCAUUAGACCAAAAACACAACAUUUAGAAAAUCUUUCUGCAUUUUCCCCAAAACAAUUCAUAUUGAAUUUGUAGAGUGAUAACACAGAUAUUACAUGUAUUUUGACAUUAUUGUUUAACCGCAGAACUGUCAAAUAGCCCCAGCUGAAUGCCAUUAACUCUUGUUUGCGUACUCAGAGAAGACCUGUGAUUUUUAUGAGGAGCAACGUUUCAGGCAGCAGCCUCGGCAGUCAACACAUGUCAACAUGUUUCUCUUCUCAACAUAUGUCAACAUGUCUCAUAUUUCUCUUUGUGUUGUCUCUGUCUAGCCUCCAGUAAAGGUCAGCAGGAGAUCACCAUCACUGCAGCUCAGAGCCAGUACUGCUUCGAGGGUCUCUCCCCGGACGCUCUCUACAGUGCCACCGUGUUUGUUCAGACCCCUAACCUGGAGGGCCCCGGAGUCAGCACCAAGGAGAGAACCUGUGAGUAUCUUGAGUCUUCAAAACGUUACUUUAAGUGGUGUUUUGUGAAUUGUCCAUUUUUGUUUAUGUUUACUUAUACUUUGUUGUCUCUUUGUUAAAGUGGUCAAGCCUACUGAAGCGCCAACACUACCCCCCACUCCUCCACCACCUCCUACCAUCCCCCCUGCAUGGGCAGGUAAGCAGAAAUGGCACCAUAUCCACCACAUCCAUAAUGACACAGGACCGACCACACAGAACCACACAGAACCACACAGAACCACACAGAACCACACAGAACCACACGGAACCACACAGAACCACACAGAACCAUACUGAACCACACAGAACCACACAGAACCACACUGAACCACACAGAACAACACAGAACCAUACUGAACCACACAGAACCACACAGAACCAUACUGAACCACACAGAACCACACAGAACCAUGCUGAACCACACAGAACCACACAGCACUACAUCCACCAAUGCUAUGGAAUAUUUGAGCCCCAAACCAGGUAUCAGCUUUAAAGAAAUAGGUAUCCAAAGAAGCUGUUUGUUUGAUAAGGUAUUGUGUAAAACUUGUUUAUGGACUCAGACUUGGAGGAUGGGGAUUGCGAUAGAUAAAGAAAUGUGCUGUACCACAUCAGGCAGACAGUAUCUUGUGUUUUGCCAACUCCUUUUUUUGUACUAAGCGAGAAAGCCAUUAAAGAGCAGUUCAUUUCCAGCCCUUAUGGUGACCAAAUGUUUCUGGUUGUGUUCCUUUUUUUCAGGAACGUAUGAUCAAUUAAACCAAUAAUUGCUAUGUACAGCUUCAUUAUGUCAUUGUUUUCCUUGAUGGUUUUGUUUUUCAGAUUCCUGCAGACAUUUUUAUUUUCGAGGUUGUCGACUCUAAUUAUGAUGCCGUUCUCUGUUAUCGGUCCUGGUGUUGCAGGCAGCCCAGAGUCUGAGGCCUGCCAUGGAAUCUAUCUAGUGCAGUUCAUUGAGUUGUUUUUCUUCUGCCUCAGUGUGCAAAGGUGCCAAGGCAGAUGUGGUGUUCCUUAUCGACGGCUCGUGGAGUAUCGGAGAACAGAGCUUCCGGAAAGUGGUGCAGUUCGUCUUCAGCAUGAUUGGAGCCUUCGACGUCAUCGGAUCGACGGGAAUGCAGGUGUGUAGUGCUGUAAAUAGAGCUGUAAAUCGUGGUAAAAGCAUGUUGUAAGACUAUAAUUGUUAGUCAACUUGGUGAUAGCUGAUAGUUUUAGCAUAACAUACUACAUAGAAUACCAGGUACGCUAUGACAUCAUACUACAACUCCUCGUAAUGCUCAUGUCUGUUUACUUUGGAAACAGGUGUCGUUCGUUCAGUACAGCGACGAAGCAAAGACAGAGUUCAGGCUGAACACUUACUCGGACAAGGGCAGCGCUCUCGCUGCUCUACAACUCAUUCAGUACAGAGGAGGAAACACUAAGACCGGUGAGCCUCUUCCCAAACCCAGCACCCACCAACUAGUCUCAGGUUGUAAACGUUACAAUGGACACCAACACAUUUCAUGAGCCUGGUCCCAGAUCUGUUUCUGCUCUUAACAAAUCCAUUAGUGUCACUGGCAUGACAAUGAGUGACAAGGAGUUGGCAUUAUAGCACAAACAGACUGGCAUUCAGGCUAACGUUUCAUUGGAUGCAAGCCAAACAUGCUUAUUCUUUAUAGAUCCAUCCACUGAUUAGACAUAGUUGUCUAUUCAAUGUUAUCCGAUAUCAGACUAAUUCAAUUAUAAUUUUCAUUGACCUAUCUUUGUUCUUGAUCAGGUGUUGCUCUGAAGCAUGUCAAGGAGAAGGUAUUCACGUCCGAAAAUGGAAUGAGGAGGAAUGUCCCCAAGGUCGUGGUAGCUGUCACAGACGGUCGUUCUCAGGAUGAAGUUAAGAGAAACGCUGCCGCACUGCAGCAUGCUGGUAAGGGUUACUGAGUUUGCUAAACAGGAAUCUUCCAGUCAAACCAUCAACCACAACGCUUGUGUUAUUUAUGUUGUCAUUGAAGUAUCCACAAUCUGUAAUUUAUUAGAAUCACCAAUACACAUAGUUGGUUAUCUGAGUGUGUGAAUGUGUUCCCCCUCCAGGUUACAGUGUGUUUGUGGUUGGUGUUGCCGAUGUGGAUUAUGCUGAGCUGCAGAACAUUGGUAGCAAGCCAAGUGACAGACACAUCUUCAUUGUGGACGACUUUGAUGCUUUUGCAACUAUCCAAGACAACCUUGUGACCUUCAUUUGCGAAACAGCAACAUCAUGUAAGCUUUUUAGGUCUUUAUUUUUGUUGGAUAACACUUAAAGUAUUUAUCAGUUAGCGAUUCAUUUAUCUCCCAUGAAAAUAAACUCUAGAAACAAAUGAAACUGUUGCUAAUCUUUGAUAUUAUCUUCACAGCUUGUCCCCUGAUCUACCUGAACGGAUUCACAUCACCUGGUAAGUAUGCUCAGAUUAUUAAUUAUGUGCAUCCCAAAUUAGAACCAACUGCAGAAACAGCAUGCAUUAUUUCCUCAUUAUUGUAUAUGAGGAAUUUCUAGAACUUCUUACAACGUCUUAGAACUUCCUAGAACUUAUUAGAACUUUCUAGAACUUCUUAGAACUUCCUAUAACUUUCUAGAACAUCUUAUAACUUCCUUUAACUUCAUAGAACCUCCUGGAACUUAAUAAGACUUAUUUACCUUGUGCUCUAGGUUUCAGAAUGCUGGAGGCGUUCAACCUGACAGAGAAGACCUAUGGCUAUAUCAAGGGAGUGUCUAUGGAACCUGGCUCCUUCAACAGCUACACAGCCUACAGACUCCAUAAGAACUCCUUCCUGACCCAGCCCACCACGUGAGUCUGAGAUACCAUUGUCUUGGAUUAGAAAAAUCUGGUAUUUUCCCAAAAAAGUCCCAGGUAUUCCAGGUUUGAGGAUUCCAGGAAUCAGGAGGGAAUAAUAAUCCAACCAGGAUUUCUGGAUAACCUGUGCAUUUUGUGAAAGUUGCCAGAAUUUUGCAAAUCUACCAUCGUCUCUGGCUUGGAUUGGUCAAUUCUACAUCUUGUGGUUGUAUGUCUGCACUGCUUUUUUGAGCUAAUGGAUUUAAGGGAUAAUUGAGUUGCAGCACAAAGCCUGCCAGCACUUGCUGUGGAUCUCUGGUGAAUUACAUGUCAAUAAAAUGCCCUAAGGCAACCAUGCUGGAAAACAUUAGCUCAAAACCAUACUUAGCUGAGAACGAUUUGUUAAUAUGUUCUCUAAUCAUUCCAUAUGCUGUAGCUGACCUUGUCAUGGCUUGAUCGACCUUUGAAGGAAAGCAGCACCUCCAGUAGCAUUUGGUCUGCAGAAUAACAACAUCAAUACUUUUUAUACAGAAGAUUCCAGGAAGUUGCUGGAAUUUCGCAACCCUAAUACUGUUUGUUCAGAUUAUAAUGAUAUUCUUAGACUGAAAGCUUGUCUACGCUCAAGUCGAGGAAGACUGAGGACAUGGAGGUCAAUGCAGGGAGGCAACUGUUAAAAAAUGACAUGUUUUCUAACGUUACCUUUUUAUGGGUCUUUGCCAUCCUGUAAAAACAGUAUAAACGUCUGUUUGGCACUUGGAGAUAGCCCGGGCCACUAACAUGACACGUCUUGCCCAACUAUGUUCAGACAGACUGUUAGAGCCCUUUCCCCUCUAAACUAGGUCAAUAGAUUUACGACAUCCUGUUAAGUGUUAAGAAGUGAUCUAGUUCAAUCUGAAGUUCUGGCAUACUGUUGGUUUCACUCAGCCCACGUAGCGUAGAGACAUCCAACUCCACUGUUUAUCUCCUACAUCAUACAUCUCUAAGCGCUUUAUCAGUCGCACAGUAGGCCUAUCAAAUAUCCCCAGUCAGCUUAACCUUCCACAUAGUUUUACCUCUGUUUUUUACUCUAAGGAACAACAUCAUCCAUAUCACAGUGCUACAUAAGCAUAGAGUAAUACUGUUUUAUCCAUUUCAUAUGUAUAUACUGUAUUCUAGUCAAGUCCAUCCUAUUCAACUAUUGCUGUACAUAUGCUAUUCUAUCCACGUAUUCUUCAGAUAUACUAUAUAUUCUAUCCACAUACUGUCCAUAAUGUCUAUGCAUCCCAUCACAUAUAUAAUGUAUAUUGAUGGUAAGUUGAUUUUGUAGUUUUUGAAUGGUCAGUCUAAUUGUUGGGGUUGUGUGGGGGUUUGAACAGAGAGAUCCACCCUGACGGACUACCUCACUCCUAUACCAUCAUCAUGAUGUUCCGUCUCCUCCCGGACACGCCCACCGAGGCCUUUGACAUCUGGCAGGUGUCCACCAAGGACGACAAGCCUGAAGUCGGGGUCACCAUCGAUCGUAAGGCUUUCUAGCCUCUUUGACUUGUGUUGAAUGGUUGGGGUUGUGGAUUUGAAGGAGUUGAGGAUGGAGGGUUACAAUAAGGGUGACAAGAGGUUACUGGGGCUGCAUCCCAAAUGGCACCUUGUUCCCUACACAGUGGGCCCUGGUCAAAAGUAGUGCACUACAUAAGGAAUAGGGUGCCAUUUGGGACGCUGCCAAAUGUGUUGUGUGAGGAGAAGAUAUCCAGCAGCUGUAGAUAUCUUUCUGUGGUUCUGUAUGAUAUCCUCUCAUGGGAUCAGUGAAAGGAUUGUAAUGGGCUCUAGAGGCCAGGGCUGCAUUGGUCUCCCUCAGUAACCAUACGCAGCCUCCUCCAACAUCCAGCAUCCUGUACUAGCUAUCUUCAGCUGGCCUUUGUAAAGCCCCAACCAUGUUGUUUUAUGAUGUAGCUAUCACAAAGCAUAUCUGUUUGUGCUUUAUGAUAAACUGCCCAUUGAUGAUGGUGGAGUCCUGUUUCUAGUUUAGGAGCUUUGCAUGACACCAAGUCCUAAUGCGACGUUGGAGAGCUAUCUGUAACCUCUUUCUUUCUCUCGCUAAUUGUUUUUUUCUCUUUUCAGCUUCUAGCCAAACUAUAUCGUAUUAUAACAAGGAUACGAGGGGGGAGAUCCAGAGGGUCACAUUCGACAAUGAUCAAGUGAAGAGAAUCUUCCAUGGAAGCUUCCACAAGGUAAUCACUGACUGCCUGUCUGCGUAGCUGUUGGGAUUGGUGGAAUAUAUUGGGUGUAGUGAAGUCAAUGGCUGGAUUAUAUAACAUCCUGGGCCUGGCAACUAGAUUGGAGGUGUGGUACAUCAAUCACAGCUGGCUCCUUUGUUCUUGCGGUAAGCUUGGCAUGUCCCGAGGAUAUACAGACACCGAGAAGGGAUACCUGGCAUUCCAAAUAUGUUAUAUAUUACAGGAGGUGUACCUCCAAUACAGCUACAGAUGUGUGCUGAAAAAUGUCUGCAUAUGCAAACAGAUGGUCUUUGGCUGUAAAUUGUAAAACCCCAAUGUUACAUGAUGCAUGGAUUGUUGUUAUUGAUGGUGAUCAAAACCUCUCAAAGUAAUCAAGAGAUAGAAGUGGCAAUUGAUCUUCUAUCAGUUUGUUUUGACUUUAAAGAUAAUCAAAUGGCUGGUUCAUGCUAAGCUGAAGUGGUCAUGUUUGGUCCAGGUCCAACUCCACAUAGGUUGGAGGUUGACCAAAUUCCAAUUCCUUGGUUGUUGGUUUCCAAGAGGAACUAGUGGGGCAGAGAAUUCAGCGGUGUUGGCAUAUUUGAUCACUUGGAUUAGCAUUAAGUUCAGUAACUGAGUUGUAGCCUAAAGGAAGAGAGACCACUAAAGAUUGACUAUAGGCAGAGAGUAGUAGACCGUCUGUGUAUUAAGAGCUAUAAGGAAGCACUCCCCUCUACUGCAGUUUUCCUAACAGCGGGAAUGCGUCCUUUACCAUAAGGUCAGAGCAGGGUGCUCAUAGGGGCUGUGGACAUGACGUACUGCAGGGGAUGGUGGUGUGGACAACCCUAUUGCACAUUUUCAAUAGAAGUAUUUUUGGGGAGACCAUUAAAAGGCACUGCUAGUCACUGCUGGCGAGCUAGUCUGGAAAAUAUUGGGUCACUGCUAUAGCUAUUACACAAUGACAUCAGAGAGGGAGUGGAAUGCCAGGCUAGGGGGAGUCUCUCUCUCUCUCUCUCUCUCUCUCUCUCUCUCUCUCUCUCUCUCUCUCUCUCUCUCUCUCUCUCUCUCUCUCUCUCUCUCUCUCUCUCUCUCGGCACUGCUGCUGUUUCUCUGCCUGGAUGUUGGAUGCAGGCCUAGUAUUGCCUCUGUUGCCACUGGUAGCUAAACGCAGGGGAAUUCUUGCUGCUGCUGUUGGGUAGGUGACUCUGUUCUGUGGUUCACCUUCCAGCACGAUUGUCUGCUGCAUCUGUCCAAGUGUUCCAGCAGGGUUGUGUAGGCCUAUAUGCUGUAUCUGUCCCAGUGUUCCAGCAGGGUUGUGUACAUGCUGUAUCUGUCCCAGUGUUCCAGCAGGGUUGUGUACAUGCUGUAUCUGUCCCAGUGUUCCAGCAGGGUUGUGUACAUGCUGUAUCUGUCCCAGUGUUCCAGCAGGGUUGUGUACAUGCUGUAUCUGUCCCAGUGUUCCAGCAGGGUUGUGUACAUGCUGUAUCUGUCCCAGUGUUCCAGCAGGGUUGUGUACAUGCUGUAUCUGUCCCAGUGUUCCAGCAGGGUUGUGUAGGCCUAUAUGCUGUAUCUGUCCCAGUGUUCCAGCAGGGUUGUGUACAUGCUGUAUCUGUCCAAGUGUUCCAGCAGGGUUGUGUACAUGCUGUAUCUGUCCCAGUGUUCCAGCAGGGUUGUGUACAUGCUGUAUCUGUCCCAGAGUGAGAGCAUAUGCCAGAUAGAGCUGAUACUGGCCACAGCUUCAAUCAGUGGCAAAGCCUGUCUGUCUCCCCGGGCAUGUCUCCUUUACUGGAUGGAACAUGACAGGAGACUAGGCGGUUUACUGCUCUCACUGGGGACAGGACCUCAACCACACUUCUCACAGUGACUCUCACAGUCAGACAGCCAGACAGUCAGACAGACAGACAGACAGACAGACAGAUAAACAGACAGUAAUGAGCUGGGAUUGAUUAGUGUAAGCGCUUUUCACUUGUAAUUUUCACUCAGUCAGUGGAGAGGUUGACACUUUAUUUUGCAGAGUGGCAAAUUGCACAUGUAUUUUUAAGAGGUAGAUGACUGUCAGUUACAGAGCUAGUGACUUAUAGAACGCACUUCUCCAUCCCUGCUUCCAGCAUAUGCAGCAUAAACAAACAUAAUUUAGAAAGGCUAGCUUGAACCCAGACUCUCACUCCCUUAUUUGAUUGAUGUCCUGAUUUGUUUUCUUAGCCAUCUCUGGCAGGAUUAUGAAAGUGUUGUGUGCUGAGGAAGGCUUUCUGCUUCUAAACAACCGGGUUGCACUGCUUCAACGCAAGGCUGAUUUACAUCCAUCUAAUCAGUCAGGAAAGAGCUAACUCAGUGUUUGAAUGGUCUUAGUUACCGGCGACGAUCCAAAACUCCCUAAAAUGGGUUUAACAGACGUGCUCUACUCAACAGGACAAAUCCUGUGAGGAUUCUGAAGGAAUUCGCAGCCUCCUGUGGGUAUAUUUGGUUGAAAUACAAUACCAUUCUAUCAACCAGUAAAAAAAAACCUCACUGCUACUACUGUAUAAACCUUCUCUAGAUGCCCUUCUCGGAUUACAGUUUGAGUGCUUGGUUCUCUCGCCAGUAACCCUCUCUUUCAACCGAGAUUAGGUAAGUUUACAGUAGGUUUAGCAGACACAGGAUUCAAACUCUAAAGCAGUUACUUAGACCAUGAUUGAUAGUUGUUAGGAAUCAUGCAAAUAUGAAUGUCUAUAAAGAUGAUAAAUGAGUGUUGACAUACCCUAACAGCUUGACUCUGCUUUUCACCAUUCAACAUCAACGUUUCAAGGGUUUAAUUCAUUAUCGAAAAACAUUGUCUUGUGUUUGGAAAAUAUAAUAACAGUCUUAUGCCUAUCAUACCAAACAAUACUCAAACAAAGGCAUAUGGAUUUCAUGGAAGCUUAACUCAAUGAACAAAAGGAAAACCAUACAGAUGUAGGAUCUUAAUUUGAUCACCCUGUUGCAGGACAUUUAAAACUUGUAGUGUAUUUUAGGUUUAAAAAGGCUUGAUUUUCCCUGUAUCAAAAAUUUCCAUUAAUUGUAAUCCACAUAAUUAUUCACAUUUCCUGUUGCUGCAGGAUUAUUUUCCUGCUCUAGUAAACUGGCUCAAAUUAAGAUCCUACAUCUGUACAGUAUAUAGUCCAAAUGGAUAGAGAACCCCCAAGACGUAUGUAUGAAGAGACUAAUACGCUUUAGACGAUGGUGAGCAUGAGGUCCGAGAGAGAGAGAGAGAGGACAUGAUCAUACUUGGACGGUAGAAGGUCUGGCAUAGGGAGGUGCCGUGUAAUCUGUCCCAGUGACUGACCGGAGGUCAAGGGAAACCUGUAACGUGGACGUCACGUCAGUGAGCUUAGAGGGAAUGCCAUCUUUAACUGUGCUGCUUGCUGCACACCACAUUUUUACCAAGAUAGGGAAACCUUGACCAAGGGUUUACCUUUUGGUCAUUCUAGCUUCUUGGCAUCUCUUUUCUGCAGGUUAAACUAUCAGAUUUUUAUUGGUCACAAAAUGAUUUGUUGUAUUGCUCUGUUUGAAUCGCUCAGUCAUAGUUUCUAACUCAGAGGUCUCCCAGCUAGUACAUAUGGUUCCUUGGAAGUUGUGGGAACAUACUUUUUUGGUUUCUCAUUGGAUCUGGGAACGAAGCCAUACCUUUCCUGACCAGUAAAACUGAAAGUGUUGGGGUUUUUUUUUUGGGGGGGGGGGGGGGGGGGGGGGGGGGUUGCAGGGAGGUUCUGAGAACGUUUUACUCUGGUUCCUUGAAAGUUUUCCUGAGAAGUUUUAUAACCUAAAAAACCAAUUUAGUGAAUGUUUCAAUAAGACUGUUAAUGCAGUGGGAUAAAUCAGGGUCACACCAGGUUUUUCUUGGUAGUAUUAAACAAAUCUACUUUGAAACAAAAGGAUACACCCUCACACACAUGAUUAUGGGCUUAAAAAAAGAAGACACCUGUACCAUGUCAGAUAUAGAAUUGAAAUGUAUUACAUUUUGAGUUUAAUAUUACACUUUAUAUACAUCACAGAAGUAUGAAAUAUAACUAAACUGUUUGAUGUAGAAACACCUGAUUUUCUGCAUAAAAAAAAAAAAAAAGUGUAUUAAUUAUGAAAUUAUUAAGAAUAUUAAUACCAUUCCACCCAUGAGAUCAUUUGACUGCAGGAAAGGGCUACUAACACUGCUAGCUUAUUUGGGGUUAACUUUUUUGAACUCCAAGCACAGAUAGGACACAUGGAAAUUAAUUUCCUUAGGCAUUAAUCAUGCAAACAUUAAUUUUUUUAUUGUGACACAGCAUCAGUGAGAUUCAAACCUAUAAUCUUCUGUUGUCUAUCUAUGGAAUUAGUCCACUGCACCACCAGGAUGGAGCUAGCAUGCCAUGUUUUUUUACGCAUACAAAGCUGUUCAUUAGGACCAAUUCAAACAGACCCCAUUUCAAAGGAAACAAGCACUCAUUAAGAUCAGCUGUGGCCAAUUAGUGGGCGCGGCCAACACACUUAACAAGACACUUAAAAACACACUUAACAAGAUAGAGGAUAUAGAGAGUUUUGUUGAUGCUGAGAACAGAAUAUAUAUGUUUUUAAAUAACAUUCUAAGAACGUUCUCUGAACGUUACUAAAGUUUUGUUGUGGAUUUUACUGAAGGUUUUCUUAACGUUCUGAGAACAGAAUUUAUGUUUUUAAAUAACAUUCUUACAACGUUGGAAAGUUUUCUUAAUGUUCUCAGAACAAUUUGAGAACCUGACUUUAAAUAAACCAUGAGUGAACCUGUAGGAACCGCUAUGCUGAAGGACUGAAAUUCACACAGAAGAACGUUGUUUCUUCACAUUCUCUAAACUAUUUGAAAACAUCCCCAAUGUCAAACCAGUUGGAGAACGUUCAUAGAACAUGUAAGUCGCUUUGGAUAAAAGCGUCUGCUAAAUGGCAUAUUAUUAUUAUUAUUAUUAUUACCAACAUUGAAAUGAAAUGUAACCAUGUUUGAACUUCUAGGAAACGUUCUGUUAAAGUAAUGAAAUACCAACAAAAUAAAAUAAAAUUGUCAAGUUCCUUAACUGUGCUGAGAAUGUUUCAAAGCCAAGAAACUAUCCUGCACCAUUGCCAGAAAGUUGUGGGAAGGUUGUAUGCAAAAUAACCAUAGGACAACCACGCUCUGACCAAGUGCUAAGAAACAUAUGAUUCUCAGAAUGUUAUGUGCUAACUGGCCUUAAACUGAACUGGAGACUGUCUGAGGCUGUAUAGAGCGCUGUCUGAUGAUGUCAUUUCCUCUUGUGGAGUUCAUAAUUUCUCCAAGUUGCUUUCUUAGGGUAUAUAUUUACCCUCUUGCUGUCCAAAACAGACUCACAGUUUCCAUAAAUUGCUGAGCGUGCUCCACUGUCUGUCUGCUCGCUCUCCCGGAAGAAUCCUGUACAUUUCCAACGAUGUUUGACCACAGUGAAUGAAACCGCAUGUGGUUGCCAAAUCUCUGGGACUGACUCCAUGGCUUGGUACAGUAGCAUGUUGCCUGCUAAGUAAGAAUGUGAAUGAACUCCCCAGAACAGCAGCUAGCCUCUGAAAGCUUGGCAAUAGAGGGAGAGAGUAAAAGGGAGCACUUCUUAUGGCACACCACAAAACUACAUCAUCAGAAGAUGUGGUGAGGUCGAUCUGAGUAAAAAAUAGCAACAUAGUGCAUACAUUGACUCUGUGAAACAUAGUGGUGGAAAGAAUCAUCCUUGGUGUACUCCACAAACACUUUAACCCCAUCACCACAAGUAAAUGAGACAGAUGAAUGGAUGACGGUGCUCUAUAAAUUGUUGGGCAAGCAUUUUCUGCUGAAAACAGCUGAUCUGGUAUUUCCUACUGUGUUUUACCACACCAGAUUCAUCUUACUGAUGAUAUUACAUGCUAUAUGACUAAUAUAUGUAAUUAACAGUUAAUACAUUAAUACAGAUUACUUUUUUAACCAUAAUAAUGUAUCUUAUCCUGAGAACACUUUUAGGACACUGUACAUCCUUAGAACUUACAGUGUUAGCUAUCAGAAUGUGCUGAAAUCGUGUGGUGUGCUCUUAUUAUUUUUUUCUGGUCUACCUCUUUUGGAGGGAGUCAGUGAACACCACAUCAAUGAGAGGAAAUAACACAUCCACAUACACCCUGUGUAUCUGUGCUCUAUUGUCAACCCCAGAUAACCCAAUGAUUUUUAGAGUUUCAAGAUAGAAAGCAGAUGGUCCUAGACGAAAGUAUGUCCUGGACGAAGAAUGUAACAACUCUCAAUCUUUUCUCUCUACAGCUCCACAUCCUUGUUUCCCCCACCAAAGUCAAGCUGAACCUCGACUGCCAAGAAGUGGCGGACAAGGAGAUUAAGGAGGCUGGAAAAACAUCCACGGAUGGCUAUCAAGUUCUAGGCAAAAUGUCCAAGUCCAUCGGCUCCAAAGGGAAAACUGCAACUGUAAGUGAACUGUCAUACAACAUCAAAGCAUAUGGACCUACAGCCCUAGCAGCCUACAAGCAAGUCAGUUAUAGUACCCCUGUGUAUCUGAGUGCUGUUGUGACAGGAGGAAGCCUUGAAGCUUACUGUCUCCAACAUAGUGCACCCCAAGUGGAGUGUGCCUUAGUUAUCCUUAUCUGAUGCUCUGUGGGCUCGCUGUCUGCACGCUCUCCUUGUUUUCUUACUUGGUAUUUUUGGAUGACGAGGAAGUAUCAAAGACACAUGUAACUAACACUGUUUUCCUUUUUUUCUUGUUCCACAGUUCCAGCUCCAGAUGUUCGAUAUUGUGUGCAACCUGGGCUGGACAAGCAGAGACAGAUGCUGUGACCUUCCAUCUAUGGUGAGUAAGAGCAGCCUCAGUGGACCUCCGCUGAAGUUUUCCCUAGGUACAGAUCUAGGAUCAGCUUCCUCUCCGCCAAUCCUAACCGUAGGCCCAUUAGUGAGGGAAAUGCAAAAUGUAUCCCAGAUCAGCGUCUAGGGACAACUUCACCCUACAUCUGGAUCUCCCUGGAGUGGAGAGGCGGGCGGUACAACUUAACAGACGCAAAACAAGCAUGAAUAUGCGUGUGCACGUGCGUAUUAGACACAUGCUUCUAAUGCUUGUUGCUUGUCUCAUCUUUUAACAUGGCUGUUAACAAAUGCAUAUCCAUCCCACAUCUCUUUAGGACAUGCUUACAUCAUCCUGAACACAUGAAGAAGAAAUCUGAUUUUCCCAACGGUCAAAUAGUGUGCAGACAGGGAGCUCAGUACAUUUCACUCAACCUAUGGAAAAGCGAUAGCAGCAAAGCUUGGCAUGAUUAGCACUUGACUCUACCACCCCUAUGCAGUUGUCCUAUCUAAUAUGUCAAAGACAACACUGAGUGAAAACGUGCCUCAGUGCAAAGUACAUUUCUGGCAGCGGAAAAGGAAAGUUAGUCAUUCAGUCUAUAUAGAACAGGAAAACUUUAAGCCACCUGUUUUUUCUUCUUAAAUUAUUCCAACUCUUGGAAGACUCCCAAUGGAUGUUUGUGAAGCACAUGAAUUAGACUGUGCUAUAAUUAUGGUCUCCUGUCCUGACAGUUAAUAUAGGACAAUGACUGUGUUUAAAUAGCCCAACUGCAGCUUCAAACACCUUUUGUCAAGGAGAGUGUGUCACUGAUUUGCAGUUACCCUUCCCAGCUGCCCCAGAGCGGAGAAGCAACGGUUAUCAACUGUAAAGGCAUCACAACUAUGAACAGCCUUCAACAAUACGCAAAUCAAACAACAAACAAUGCCGAACUGUCAAGACAUUGUCAACAUCAACUCUCGUUACACGUUUUACGUGGUGUUUUUAAUGUACUGUACUGCAGGCUCUGGUGUUUUGACCCUGGGUCCUAUGCCUCAAUGUCCCUGUUCGAUCUGGACUUUCUCACUUUAGUCCAACCAGAGAUAUCCAUGAACACGCCUCUGUUUCAACAAAUAAAAGCAGCUUUUGUUUUAAGAACCCCACGAUCACUGUUGGUUGGACACCCAGAAUGUAAAAAAAAUAUGUAUUUUAUGUCUUGUGGGUAGGACUUUCAACAAUGGGCUUCCUGGAAGCUCAUGAUGUCCAAUGUCCACAGGAUCGUUGCAUGAAAACAGCUGUCUGAUUGAGUUGUUCUAUUGAAAUAUUGCUCUCAACUAGAGAGCAUGUACUUCAUCUCUUGUACUGUCUUCCUUGACAUGUACAAUACUACUGGUACUAAUAACAUAUAAUCAAUCCAAAUAAGCCAUAUUAUCCUGUAACCUCUUGACCCUGCCUCAGUUUACAUUUACAUUACAUUUCUGUCGUUUAGCAGACGUUCUUACCCAGAGAGACUUACAGUCAUGAAGUCUGUAAGUCUGCGUACAUGAGACUGGCUGAGAGGAGUACCUGCAGCUUAAUCAGCAUCUCUGCAGACUCACAGAGGACUGGGUCUGUGCUUUAGGCCAACUCCUUCCAGUUAUCUCAGCUCACAGCCGUACUGUGCCUGUCUGUUUCCUUUCCCUAUCAGAGAGAGGAGUCCAAGUGCCCGUCCCUCCCCAAAGCCUGCACAUGCACCUCAGAGAGCACAGGACCCCAGGGACCACAGGGGGCAGUGGUAAGACACAUCCUCUACAUCUGCAUCUCAAACGGCACCCUAUUACCUAGGCUCUGAUAGAAAAUAGUGCACUAUGUAGCGAACAGGGUGCCAUUUUGGAUGCACACUCCUUCCCUAUCUCUGCUGCAGGCCAGGGGGUUCUAGUGAUCUCCUUGAUCUGCCGAUCGAAAAUGAUAUUUUUGACACAUUCUUAUUUAUGACUGUACAUAUCACUCUGAAACACAUUAAUUAUGCAGCACCGACUGUACAAUGUACAAUAAAAAUUGGCCUUUAUUUGUUUUUAAAAGGGCAAACCAGAAGGAAACUACAGUAGUCUGCAUAUUAUACCUAUGGAGCCCCCAGGGAGGGAGCAUCCAUCCUGACAGCAUCCUGACAGAUGUCGCUCUGGGUCUGGAUUUCUGGACACUCCUCUCUCUCACUGUGUUGACUUGACAAAUGCUUUUCCUUCCCCAGGGCGCACCCGGUAGCAAAGGUCCCCGGGGUGAAAGAGGGGAGACUGGCCCGGCUGUAAGUACCUCACUAACCUCACCUCUCAGAUUCCCUCUUUAGGGCUGCAGGGUUACCUUUUAAAGUCAUAACCGACGGCAGUCAUAAAGUGGUCAAGGUGUUUGACACAGUUUGGAGAAUGUGGAAUAUUCUGUCCUUUAAAUAUUUUUCUGCUCUUGAUGAAAACUGAGAACUGUUUACAAUUUCAUGGCUUUGAUGUGGAAGAAACACAUCUGAAUUCACUUAUUGGGAAUGUCUUCUCGAAAUUGAGUGAGGCUCGGUUUGACAGUGCAGGCAUUCCACGGUUUCUGGUGCCUUCUUCCACAGAUUGCAACAGUAGCAUUUGACUGCGCUACUACUCUCAGUCUGGAGAUAUCAAUAGCAACAUUCUUUCCAGGUCUAAUUCAUUCUUACCUCUUGUCUUUGUUUCUCUGAUAGGGUCCAAUUGGACCGCGUGGAGAUACAGGAUUGCCAGGACCUAUGGGUCUGCCCGGGCCUCAAGGACCUAGCGGGCUGUCUAUUCCAGGAGAAGCCGUGAGUCUCUCUCUCCCACUAAACACACCACACUCACACACUCCUACACACACUCCCCUCUCCCCAGUCACUGCUGCACAUAGCUCGUUUACAACAGUUAAACGUAAAUCCCACGAUGACUCCACACACCAAAUAGGGAUCAUUUCGGCCAUUUAUUAUGUAAGGAAUUUACAAGCUGCGGAGUAAUUGUGGCCAGGGCCUGUUGAGCCUGCAUUCCUUCAUGUCUGGGGCUAAACGUGAUAUCUGAGGCCUUUAAACCAGCCUAAUCUCAAUGCAGCUACAUAAAUCACCACUGGGAUUUCCUUCUCUGAAACGCACCCAAACUCAAGAGAAAUGUCUCAUUAACAAUGGCCUGUUUGGACAUCACCAAUAUACUUCCACACAUCCCGCACACAACUCUCAUCAUAGUGUGUUUAUCUUGGGUUACACAAAGACAGAUUGGCAGAUAUUUUUAUUAUAACUGUCACCCAGGUUAGCAUGUGUUGAAUUAAGAGGCACUAUUAUGUUAUCCACUGAGUGUGAAUGGGUUUCUCCCUCCGCUGUUUCAGGGCCGCCAAGGACCGAAAGGCGAAGCUGGUGAUUCUGGGCUACCUGGACAGAAAGUGAGUGCGGCUUUGGCUUGUGGCCCCAGCUGUGUUUUAGAACAGGAAACCAGAGAUAAUUCACGGGGUACAGAUAUGCUACUACUCUGGCCUCUCUCCACGUGGCAAGCCACAGACAAUAUUUCAUAUGAGGAGGACUCACAAAGAGGCAGUAACUAACAACAGGUUGAGAUUCCCGAAUUUGGAUUUAAUCUCUCUUAAGUGAGUGGAAAACCAAUCACCCUGGUAUACAAUUCCUCUUAACCAGAGGCUUCUAGUUAGGCCGUCCACAUUUGGCCUUCCUCCUUGUGUCGGUUGUUGUACUAUGGUGCAUAAAAAGCUGAUGAGGUGAUAAAAAAAUGUAAGAAUAAAAAAUCUGGUUUCAUGGAGGCUAUAUUUUAUAACGUACCAACCAUCUAUGAUAGAUGGCAUAGCUACACAGAACAUCAUGGGAAAUGACCAUCUGCUCACAUAACGAAGCUGGCUCUUCUAUUUAAUCAAUAUUGACAACAUUCAAUGAUUUCCAGGCUUAGCUUGUGACUUUCUACACAACAACAAUGCACUUCCAUGUGUCCUCAGAUGUCUGCAUUUUAGAGAUCCUCCGAGAUGGUCUCCAUUAGACCGACAACGCCACUAACAAAUAGCCCCUCCAUUCCUCAUAUAUAAAAUGGCGUCUUUGUAUUUCUAGAAAUAGCCCACUUCUUUUAUUUAUAGAUUAAAAAAAGAGAAGAGAAGCGUGUCUAAAAGAUGUCUACUAGAAAACUCAGAGUAUUUCAAUGCCGAGUCAAUUCUGAUUUAGGAACCAAGCCCCCACCCUCCCCGUAUAAAAUAAACUAAACCUCAGUUCGGAAUUAAUGCAGCUGUGUUCAUGCCGCAAGACCAUGGAGAAUGAAUUACCCAGUGUAAGAUAAUGAUUGAUUCCAAGAUAAAAGCCUUGGUGAACCCAUCCCCAAAUUGAUUGUGGGUAGUGUUUGCAGGUGACUAUGCUAGAACAGAUGCUGUAGCAACAUGCAUUUAAUGACUUGCAGAGUACGCAGCCCUGUUUUAUAAUGGCCAAUAAAAUGGAUCUGGAAUAUAUUAUGUUCCCUGUAAAUCUUAUGCCAAAGCAUCAAAGGCGAGAGAGGAUUGACAAUAAAAAAGUGAGCAGGGUUUCAGAGCAAACGUGAAAUAAAAUGGAGAUUUACUGUCUGACACACGGAAAACUGGUGGUGAAACAAACUGGUUUGAGUUGGUUGCUCAAAGGUAGGUGACCUGUGUUAACGUGGGCUGUGAGAAAAAACAGUCCAGCUCUGAAGUGGGCUGUGUUUCUGUAUUUUUUCCCCAGGGUCCACCUGGGGUAGCUGGGACCAUCGGCCCAAUUGGACCUGCUGGACCUAGGGUGAGUCAAUAGGCCAUUGUCUAAUGAUCACACAAUGUCUAGGCCUAAUGUACUUCAUCCUGUCAUCUCAAUAACUUGUUUAACUCUAUUGUUUGUGUGUUGCAAAUGCAGGGUCCCCAAGGAAAGGAGGGACAGGCCGGAUCCAGAGGCCCAACAGGACCAAUGGUAUGUUCAGACAAAAUAUUCAGAGAGAGAAAUAAAUAUAUUUACUGUGUACCAAUUUCACUAUCAAGCUCAUACUCUCCUAAACCAUAGUAAAGACAGACCAUAAAUCUCUUGAAUGUAAUCUGAUUGGUUGUUUUGUUUGUGUCGCUGUAUCUGAUUGGUUCCUUUGUUUGUGUCACUGUAUCUGAUCAAAUCAAAUUUUAUUUGUCACAUGCGCCGAAUACAACAGGUGUAGACCUUACAGUGAAAUGCUUACUUACAAGCCCUUAACCAACAAUGCAAUUUUAAGAAAGAAUACCAAAAAACAAAACAAAAAAACAUUAAAUAAAACAAUAAUAAGAAAUAAAAGUAACAAAUAAUUAAAGAGCAGCGGUAAAAUAACAAUAGUAUUUACCACACUUGGCAUUUUUCCUAUUUUGUUGCCUUAUAACCUGGAAUUAAAAUGGAUUUUUUUGGGGUUUGUAUCUUUUGAUUUACACAACAUGCCUACCACUUUGAAGAUGCAAAAUAUUUUUCUUGUGAAACAAACAAGAAAUAAGACAAAAAAACAGAAAACUUGAGCGUGCAUAACUAUUCACCCCCCCCCCCCCCCCCCCCCCACCUUGCCACCUUUUGCAGCAAUUACAGCUGCAAGUCUCUUGGGGUAUGUCUCUAUAAGCUUGGCACAUCUGGCCACUGGGAUCUUUGCCCAUUCUUCAAGGCAAAACUGCUCCAGCUCCUUCAAGUUGGAUGGGUUCCGCUGGUGUACCACCAUGCUUCACUGUGGGGAUGGUGUUCUCGGGGUGAUGAGAGGUGUUGGGUUUGCGCCAGACAUAGCGUUUUCCUUGAUGGCCAAAAAGCUCAAUUUUAGUCUCAUCUGACCAGAGUACCUUCUUCCAUAUGUUUGGGGAUUCUCCCACAUGCCUUUUGGAGAACACCAAACGUGUUUGCUUAUUUUUGUCUUAAAGCAAUGGCUUUUUUUCUGGCCACUCUUCUGUAAAGCCCAGCUCUGUGGAGUGUACGGCUUAAAGUGGUCCUAUGGACAGAUAUUCUAAUCUCCGCUGUGGAGCUUUGCAGCUCCUUCAGGGUUAUCUUUGGUCUCUUUUUUGCCUCUCUGAUUAAUGCCCUCCUUGCAUGGUCUGUGAGUUUGGUGGGUGGCCCUCUCUUGGCAGGUUUGUUGUGGUGCCAUAUUCUUUAAAUUUUUUAAUAAUGGAUUUAAUGGUGCUCCGUGGGAUGUUUAAUGUUUCGGAUAUUCUUUUAUAACCCAACCCUGAUCUGUACUUCUCCACAACUUUGUCCCUGACCUGUUUGGAGAGCUCCUUGGUCUCCGUGGUGCCGCUUGCUUGGUGGUGCCCCUUGCUUAGUGGUGUUGCAGACUCUGGGGCCUUUCAGAACAGGUGUAUAUAUACUGAGAUCAUGUGGCAGAUCAUGUGACAUUUUUUCAUUUCACUUCACCAAUUUGGACUAUUUUGUGUAUGUCCAUUACAUGUAUAGAAGCUGUUUAGUCUGGGUAGCCAUUUGAUUAGAUGUUCAGGAGUCUUAUGGCUUGGGGCUAGAAGUUGUUUAGAAGCCUCUUGGACCUAGACUUGGCGCUCCGGUACCGCUUGUCGUGUGGUAGCAGAGAGAACAGUCUAUGACUAGGGUGUCUGGAGUCUUUGACAAUUUUUAGGGCCUUCCUCUGACACCGCCUGGUAUAGAGGUCCAGGAUGGCAAAAGGUUGGCCCCAGUGAUGUACUGGGCCGUACGCACUACCCUGUGUAGUGCCUUGCCGUAGGUGGCCGAGCAGUUGCCAUACCAGGCGGUGAUGCAACCAGUCAGGAGGCUCUCGAUUGAUUCCUUUGUUUGUGUCACUGUAUCUGAUUGGUUACUUUGUUUGUGUCGCUGUAUCUGAUUGGUUCCUUUGUUUGUGUCACUGUAUCUGAUUGGUUUCCUUUGUUUGUGUUUUCUGUAUUGACUGAUUGAUUGAUUUUAUUUGCCAAUAAAAAAAAAGACAUACACACAGUAACCCAGUACAUUGACAGGGAUAACACAAUAAAGUACAUUUCCAUUGUGGUCUCUUAAAGUGCAUGGUGCAAUACAUGUUUCUGAUUGGUUAUUUUGUGCUUGUCACUAUUCAGGGACCUCCCGGAUCUCCUGGAAUGCCUGGGGCUUCAGGAAAACCAGGAAAGUCUGGUGACAAAGGUGUUUCGGUAAGCAUAUAUCUCACCAAAUUUCAUAAUACAGUUCUCUAUUUCAUGCAAACCACGGAAAGGCGAAGUUGUUGCAUCAUACAGUGAGAUGUACGGGCCUUGUAUUCUUCUGUUAAUUCAGGGAGCCAAUGGUAUGAAAGGGGACAGAGGAGAGAGAGUGAGUAACAUCACCUAGGGUCUAUCUUCAAGUUUUUAACCUCAGUUAAUCUCAGUAAAUCAUGUAUAUUCAUCACCAAGCCUACCUCUCUGUUUGUUUCUAGGGCGACUUUGCUCCUCAGAACAUGAUGCGAUCCAUUGCCAGACAAGUGUGUGAGCAGAUAGUUAACGGUGAGUGGGCCUUUUUUAGCACUACAUUCAGAAUUAGUUCUGCCAUUACAGUGAAAUCAAAGUCCUAACAGAGUCUGCAUUUCAUUAAAUGUCUGUUACCUUUUCAAUGUCUACUUUUAGGACAAAUGAGUAGAGUAAAUUCGAUGCUGAACCAGAUUCCCAGCGGUUACCGUAGCAGCAACAACCCAGGUCCCUCCGGACCCCCAGGGCCCAGCGGUAACCAGGGUCCCCGUGGAGAGCCCGGACAGACAGGCAGGAAUGGAUUCCCAGGAAGUCCUGGACAACCUGGCCCGCAAGGAGAGAGAGGUACGUCAUCCCGCAUUUCCAUGACUGCCAAGAGCCCAAGAAUUCCCCUAUGUUGACUAAUAAAGCUGUUUGUCAAUAGGUCUAUAUUUUGGCUAAUAAAGCUGUUUGUUAAUAGGUCUAUAUGUUGACUAAUAAAGUUGUUUGUCAAUAGGUCUUUAUGUUGACUAAUAAAGCUGUUUGUCAAUAGGUAUAUAUGUUGACUAAUACAGUUGUUUGUCAAUAGGUCUUUAUGUUGACUAAUAAAGUUGUUUGUCAAUAGGUCUUUAUGUUGACUAAUAAAGCUGUUUGUCAAUAGGUCUAUAUGUUGACUAAUACAGUUGUUUGUCAAUAGGUCUUUAUGUUGACUAAUAAAGCUGUUUGUCAAUAGAUCAAGCUCAGGAGUGUCAAACUAAAUUCCUGGAGGGCUGUGUGUCUGCGGGUUCUCUCUCCUCCCCUGUAGUUAGGAACUCCUCUCACCUGGUUGUCUAGGUCUUAAGUGGACACACAUUGAAAGGAAAUAACAAAGGAAAUAGCAAAACCAGCAGACACACAGCCCUCCACCGCUGACCUAGCUGUUCAAUAUCAGUAGGCCUAACUAGAGUGCCUUGCUGUGUGGAAUCAGAAGAGAAUCAAUCAUAUUGUCACAGUUGGAACAAAGACUGGACAUUUUUCCAUAGACAAGCCAUUCUGUCUUACUACUGUCUUAGCAAUGGCAUGAAGCCUUCAUGGACUUGUCCAAGGUCUCAUCUUCACAACAUAUUCCAUACGUCUCAGUGGUUCUGUCUGUAUUUCUGUGUGUCUUUCCGUAGGCCUGUCUUAGACUGUUUUCAGUGGCUUGGGAAAUGUCUAUCUUUUUUUCCCCCUGCAAGCUUCAUUAAUAUUUCACUUCCUGUGCAGUCAUAAUGUUUGCAUUAGGCUUUUCUCUUUGAGUGUGUCCCAGUCUUUGUCUGCUGUCAGUGAUUCUGGUUGUUUGUUUCUCAGGCCCUUCAGGAGAGAAAGGUGAUCAGGGAACACCAGGAGUGGGACAGAGAGGACAAAGAGGACCACCUGGUUAGUUUCACACAACAUUUCCGCUCCAGAUCCACAACAAUCCAUUCCUCCUUUGUCCUGGAUCGCAUCAUAUCCGAGUCUUAAUAGCAAUACCCACCCCCUUUCAUGAGGGUGCUCAUUCAGUAAACUUAAUCCCUCCACGUGAUUCUCAUGGCGUCAUAUUAUUUUGUUUGAAUCUGGGGAAAUCAAUUGUUACUUUACUUUAGCUACAGUAAUGGGAGUAAUUUCUCACCACAUCUCUCAUUGUAAGCUUGGGUGUGUCACUGUGAAUUGAACCAUUCCUCCCAGUUAAAAUCUGCCUUGCAGUAACUACAGGCUACAGCUCAGCUCAGAGGUGUUGCCUGUAGCUGUGCUAGGCCAGCUGUGCUUAAUAAAUUAUCAACGCUGCUGUCCGGCGUUUUCCCAGUUAAACACUGCCUUCUAGGGGAUUUACGUUGCCUUUGUGUGUGAGGCGCUCGUAUGCACAGAUGUUGAAAUAAAUGCUCCAUUCACACUGGGGUAAACAUUAAUUGCUGCACCUGAAGAUAGGACACAUCUGAACUCUAUGACACCUCAUGGUUCGAAAAGUGCCAGUUCAGAGUGAAAGCAAAGGAGAGCAGUUACAGUUGCAAAUGUGAAAACCAAAAGAGUGAGAGAGGUUUAUGUGUGUGACUUAUCUGUACCAAACAGAUAAGCGACAUCAAACUUUCUGGAUAUAGUCACCAGAUAUUUCAGAAUGAGCUCUCCUUAGACACUCUCCAUCCGUUCUAAUGGCUUGAGCAGUACCACGGUCAUUACAAGCUGUUACUGAUAUGCCCAGUGUGCUGACCGAGAUCAUAGAUUGUGUACUGAAACCAAAGAUUCCCUUUGGUUUAACCCUGUAAUGCAGAAUCAUUAGACUCUAGCCAAACUGCCUAUCAGGACAUCCAACAAUAACAUGAGCUCAUCCUGCCAGGGGCUGUAGAGUAGCAAUACAGCUGUAGCUAAUACAGCCAUCCAGCCAUCCACUUCCACUGUAAUGCAGCAUGUUUAACUAUAAUGCACUGGGCUUCCAGAAGCCUGGUCUACAACAAGGGGAGCUUGGGGAAAAAACAUGCAAUUUACUUAGGUCUACAAGGUCAAGACUUGUGGAAAAUGGUCUUAAAUCGGGGAAAAGGAAUUGCCCAGAUUACUGGGGAAGCUAGCUGAUGGUGAGUGGUUGUUCAGGGGCUAAUCAGAUGGAUGUGCUGAGGUCUUCUUCUUGUGGCCUCAUUCACAACACAUGCUUAAAGGACUUAGAGGAGCAUGGAUGAAAGACUCUGAGAGAGUUAGGGGGAAAAUUCCAAGCUUUCAUAAACGUCUAGACGAAACAGAGGAGGGAAAAAGGUUCAACGAAGGAAUCCAGGUUUUUCCUUCAGCUUCAGUUUUUCCUUUUUUUUAUUGAAUGUUCCAAGCUGUUGUGGCAGAAACAGUUACUACUCUUAUAGUUCCCACUGAUGUCACAGGGUGAUGACACUCAGAUGCGUUCUGAUUGGUUGGUUGUGAUUUUUUUCUCUCUCAGGCCCAGCAGGCGAGACACGGACCGGCCCUCCAGGCCCUGCAGGCUCCACCGGGCCCCGCGGUCCUCCUGGGCGCCAAGGUUUUGCAGGUAUUAGGGGCCAACCUGGCACUCCUGGCUACUGUGACUCCUCCCAGUGUGUCGGCAUUCCUUACAAUGGACAAGGAUACCGAGGUAUGUAACUGGAAAGGUAGAUGGACAUGACCUCUUCAAUGACUGCAUGAGGCCGAAGCAUGAAACAUGAGUUAAAAGCAUGAGUAGUUACUACAUAGUUACUACAUAGUUACAACAUAGUUGCUACAUAGUUAUUACAUAGUUGCUACAUAACAUAAGUACAGUAUAGACUGAUGACAAAAUUGAUAUAUUCCAGAAACGACUAUAUAUAAAUUGUGAUAAUUGAUUUGUUAACAUUAGGAGAGAAAGUAAAUAUUCCCAUACCAACUGAAGACUAACACCCUGUUUGACCUUAUUUCAGGUUCACCAUAGUAAACUUUCUAAAUCGCCUGUGCUGCUUUCACUUUGAAUUCCUCUUACUGAGAUACUUGCUCACGUGCUCUAGAGCUCUAGAGCUGUUUGAGGAUAACCACCAAAGGAUAAUAUUAACAAACUAUGUUGAGAAAGACAAGAAGAAGGAGGACUGGUACUAACAACAUUGUAGAGCAACUAGAACAAACAAGCAUCGGUGAUGGUAACAACGUAGUGGUCUGUUUGCAUCUUGAAGCCAAAGAACGAACAGAGAAAGACCUUCUAUCGGGUGGAGGACCAUAUACAAAUAAACAAACAAAAACAAACAGAAACACUAACCAGGUUGGAUUUUGUAGCAGAGAGAAACAACAACUUCAGCAACAUUAAUAUUGUUACUCUUGAGGUGUUAUCUGUAAAUAAACUAAUGGUGCCUCGUAAAUGAUGUUUGAAACACAUCCACUAAAUUUAGUUUUAACAUCUGUAGUUACACUUUUGCCUUGUAACCUGCUGCUUGCUGAAUGCCAACAUGAAUGCCUCUUUUUCUACCACGUCCCCACAAGUGAUGUUUCUUUAGCCUACACACACACAGACUGCUCAGGGCCAUAUCGUACCAUGUCCCCCUGAGGGUAGUCUUUCUCUUUAUGUACACAGUAGGAGCAUUCUAAGAAUCGUCAUUCAUACAUUUUUCUGUUUCCCAUUUCUUUAUUUUGAUGUAGUAUUAAUGGAUAUUCUACCACUACCAGCUGGUUACCUCUGUUAUGUUCUGAGGAAUAACAUCACACAACGUAUGAAUAGGCUGGUGCUAGAGUUACUAGAUUUUUAAUAUUUUGUGCGAUAUUUUGUAAAUGAAUGAGUUGCAGCAAAUGGCAAUGAUGAUUCUGUUAAAUGAUUUAACCCACCUACCACCACUCAAACUGUACUAACAUUGAAAUGCUAACAUCACACAGAUUUAGAAGAUGCACUAAAUUGUUUACAUUUUACAUUUUACAUUUACAAACCCUUUCUAUCAGUGCCCUUGAAAAUCACAACCUAUCUGUAUAUGGCCAUGUCCACUCAAUUGUGUCAUUUCACCAGUAUACUGCAUGUCCAAGCCUGAAAAUAAAAUAUAACACAACAAUUCAUUUUGUGCAUGUUGAGACAUACUCUUCAAAUUAAACUAAUGUUCAAUCGGCAUAAAACACUAUUUCCAACCAGAGCCAUAUUCACCUGAGCCUGAAACCUACGUAGUCCCAAUACCUGAAGAAGAAGAUGACUCACAAAAUGAGCGUUGAAAGAGGUCACUAUCAAGAAAGGAAUCCAAAAGGA